Molecule: messenger RNA, 56976 nt
Organism: Podarcis lilfordi (Lilford's wall lizard)
Lineage: Eukaryota; Metazoa; Chordata; Lepidosauria; Squamata; Lacertidae
Source: the annotation of a GenBank genome assembly
AUGGAGAUUCGGACAGACGAAUUAAGGAAGUUCGCUGGAAGGACCUUAGGGCAGUUAAACAGGUAAGGUUUGGAGUGUGUGUGUGUCUGUGAACAAGAUUUUCAACGUUGGAAGGAAGUUUAAUGCAAUGUUGGGAAGACGAGGUGGAGGAGCGCUGGUUCAAAGCUCCAGUUUAGCUUUACCCACAAACAAUAUUCUGUGUAUUUCUACUUCUUGAGCUUAUUAAUAAAUGUCCUUGGGUGUGUGUGUGGAGUGCCAAUGGUUCAGAUCUGAAGUGGGAAUGCUCACUCCUUGUACACUCAUAGUCCCAUAUGCAGACCCAGAUGCUCACAUCCCUGUGCGCACGUAGGCUCACAAGUGUGCCCUUGCAUUCGCACUAACGCAGCCUAUUGCAACAACCCCUUGUGCUCCCUCUCUGUCACCACGGCUCCCUCGUCCCAGCAAUAUGAUCUAGUGCAAAUUCUCUUGUUUGCGGUCAGGAUAGGAAGUGCGGCAUAAUGGCUAGAGUGCUGCGAUUAGCCAGUGGAGAGGCUUAGGCUCCAAACCCCCACUCAGCCAGGAGGCUCGCUGGGUAACCUCAGGCCAAUGGCCACCUCUCAGGUCAAACCUACUUUGCGGGGCUGUUGUGAGGAUGACAUGGGGGGUGAAGAGAAUAUGUCACAUACAGUCUUGAGGGUCACACCCUAUUGUCACAGGCCCACUUUCCAGCUGCAGACACACCAUAUGUUUAAAGUGCAGUUCUCUCUCUCCCCCUCCCCAUAAAUCCUGGGAACUGUAGCAUGUUAAGGGUCCUAGGACUUGUAGCUCCACAAGGAGUAAACUUCAGGAUUCUUUGGGUGGGGCAAGUGUGUUUUAAGUGUGCUUUGAAUGUAUGGUGUGUGAGCAGCCUUAUUAUCUUUUCUGACACUCUUCCACAAGCUCUCUCCCUCAACAUACCUCUUCCUUUUCCUCGCAACUUUUGUCCUGCACGUACAUCAUCUCCACCGCAGCCCUAGUCACCCCUCCCUCUCCACCAAUCCACCUUCCAUCCAGUUUAUUUUUAAAACUCUCUUCCCUUGCUUUUAGCCAGAUGGAGCCUCUCUCACUCUCUCUCUGCUGCAAACCUGGGCAUUUGGGUGUCUUUUGCAUCAUCCUGUUCUGCUUGUUUGCUUGAACCACAUGUGCAAAACAAAUGUUUGUUGUUAUUGCUUUGGCCUUACCAAUUGCAUUAAAAAAAAAACCCUUCUCUCCUCCCCCCCUGGCACUUUUGGCUUUACCAUGUCACCACUUAACACUUAACUCUUACUAACCUUUGCAUGUUGGGUCAUCAGGAAAGCAGGGAGUGGUGGGGGGGUGGAGAAAGAGGUAAAUGCAAUAAAAACAAGAGGAGGGAAACAAUUUUCUAUUUUUAACCUUCAUCCAUUCAUCUGUCCACCCCCCUCCCGUGCGGUAAUCUCCCCCGCCAACCCCACAACGCACACAACUCCCCAAUGUAUCUAGGUUUAUUUAUUUAUUUUGCCAGGCUGAAUGCUCCGUGUUCUUUUUCCCCUUGAUUAAAUUUGAUCUCUCCUCCACCAGCACAGGGGAAAUAAUAGAGAGGAGAGGAGAGCAGCCCCUGAAUGGGCUUAAAAACAGUCAGAUAGGAGGUGGGCGGGAGAGAGCAGUGGCGAUUAUGAAUGUAUCAAACCCAUAUUAUCUCCUUAAGCCUACCGGGGGUUGAGUUCGGAGAGGUUGCCUGUUUCUCUAGGGUGGGGAAAUGGAGCUGGUGGAAAGGAGAGCAAGCGAGGAAUCCCUCAGGAGUUGAGCAAAAUGAGCUGUGGAUCCUCAAGGCUCGGGGCAACCAAACCCACCAUAGCUCAACACAACCCUAAUUUAGGGAUCAGUAGGGUCUAGAUACUUGGCACAGGCCCAACUGAAGAAGCAAACUUUUCAAUAAGGAAGGGGCAACGGGGCUUGCCAUUUCACCAACCCUCCUCCUCCUCCUCCUCCUCCUCCUCCUCCUCCUCCUCCUCCUCCCAGGUUUCUGUCAAACCAAAGCUCUCCAGGUCUCAGAGAGGUCACACAAGGUCCUGAUUGAUGCAGCUAGAGGAUGGUUGCUUUCUUUAAAAAAAAAAAGUUAAGCCAAGCAGGGGAAAUAAUAAAAAAUUAAAAUUCCCAGCCCACCUUGGAUACGGGAGCGAAGGUUGGCGGCCAUAGCAAAAUUGCUUUACAUAACUGGCAUGAGUUCCAGUUUGAAAUAUGCACCGUCAUAGCAGAACUUCAUAAAAUAUUCACCAGAGUUAUAAGUGGCUACGCGGAGAUCUCUCUUGCCUCUCUCUCCCUAUAUAUAAAUAUAUUUACUCACAUAUAUUCUGUGGCUCUUGACGUGUUUGGCUGAGAUGGAUAACUGUGCAGAUGCAAUGGAACGUCCUUCCCCCAAAUGUGGAUGCCUGGGGACAUCAGAAGCAUUUAUAAAGCAUGUUUCUAAUAGGGAAAUUCUAUAACUAGGCUUGCCAUAUUUUUUAGGAAAACCCCCAAGUUGUUCAAUUGUCUUGCCUAAGAUCCAAAGGUUUCUAGACCUUAUGGCAGCAGAGAUGAAUUUGGAAUCAGUCUUAAUUAUGCAAAAUAUACUCUAAAGGGUUUAUUUUUCACAAUCCAUUUGGGUGGCAGAAUCUGGCUUUUCAUCCUGCAGAAUUCAGAUUGCAUUUGGAUGUUUUUGAGGGCUGGGUAGGUCCCUGCACAUCAGGGAUGUGAAACUCUUUUCUGCUUGAGGGCCACAUUCCCUUCUGGGCAACCUUCCAAGGGCCAUAUGGUGGGCGGGGCCAGAGACAGGUGUGGGUGGAGCAACGCAUGCAAAUAUUGCCUUUGCACAGUAGGCCAGUUUCUACACACACUCAAGUGACCCCGUCUACCCUCCGUCUAGACAAGCAAGAGGCAUGAUCAGAGUUCAGGGGCACAUUCCGACCAGGCAAAAACUCUUGGGGUCUGAUGCUUGGCCAGCGAGACAGUGAGGACUUGAGAGAAUCCAGAGAGCCAGAUAGAAAAGCCAGGAGGGCCACAUUUGGCCCCUGGCUUCGAGGUUCUCCAGCCGCACUGUAUAUAAUCCUUUUAUAAAAUGUCUGUUACAAAGGCAGGGUCUAGGAUGGGGGUCACAAGAUCUCACUGCAAUGGUGCAUCCAGGCUGAGGGUUUUUAGACCUGCCCAUUCCUUGUUCUCCUACUGACAGCUAAAACCACUUUCCAUGCCUCAUCAAGUACUGCCAUCUUCCGCCAUGCCAAUUUCCCCUCACUUUUUCACAGGGCAAAGAGUGGGAAUUCUGCAUUUAAAUCCCUGGUGUAGAAGUGCCCUUAGUCAGAAACAGCUACCCACAGAAUUAGGCUGGAUUGAGCCCGGGGCAGAAUUAAGCCAAACAUUAUCAUAACUUUCAACUCAAAUUUGGACUGAUGGAAGGGGAGGAGGGCAAUUAGCCCUCCCUCCAUCAAUUUAAGGGUGGGGUUAGGUGGGUUUUUAUUUUAUUUGUUUAAGAAAAUUAUAUACUACUUGGUUGUAAAAAAGAAACAACCCUCCACAUGAUUUACAGCAAUAGAAAAUAAAACAUUGAAAGCUGUUGUUAAAACAGGUAUUAAAAUAUUUCAAAAGGUGAUGAAAAUCAACAGUAGUUUAAAAAAGAAGAAGAUGAAAACAGUUCAGCAUUCUACAGACUUGCCCAAACAAAAUUGUUUUUAAGCAGCUGCUGAAAAGAGCACAGUGAAGUCACCAGCCCAAUGUCAACAGCGAGUUCCAAAGUGUAGUGGGGCCACACAAAAUGUUCAGUUUCUUACAGGCAUGAAGCAAGUAUUAAGUAGUACUUAUAGCAGUGCCAGUUCUGCAGAUCAAUGUGGUUUAGUGGGCCCGGUAUGGGGUGAGGUGAUCUUGCAAGUAAACUGGUCCCAAAGCUGGGAGGAAAUUCGUCACCGUGGCCUUGUGGUUCCCCUUCCAAAAUUUCUACGUUACUUGAGGGCGUAGGGUCAGCUUAAGGGGAGCUCCUUUUUCGAGGGGCGGAAUGGCACCUUCCACUGGUGACCAUCAUUAGUUCCUGGAAACUCCCAUCAGUGUCAUUACAGAACAUCAUUCUGGGGACUUUGGGUGGGUGUUUCGGAAGUGACAUCUGCCAACAGCCAACAGCUGUUUGGAGAACCUCUGGCUUUGGCUGUGACUUCCGCCUCAUCCCGUCAAAUCGUCCCAAGCCCCCUUCACUUUGCAGCCUGCAACUUGGGAGGCAGGUCUUUUGAGGACCAAGCCUAUGAAUGCUCACUUGAGUCAGAAGUCAGUCCAAAAUGAUGAGGUUCAGGUAGGACAUUCCAAGAUGAGCCUCAGUACUCUAAGGGUGGUGGUAGCUCACUGGAAAGGAUGGCUUAGGAACACAUGACAUUCUCAACCCUGGGAGUCUUUGAGAAACGGCCAGGCUAAUAUUUCAGCCUGAUUCCUUUAGAUGGGUUUGAUUCAUAAAUCAGGAGGAGGCGUUGGAUCAGAGGUGGCCAAGGGGUGGCCAAUGAGCCACAUGUGCCCCCAAAGCAACUUUAUUUCACACACACACACACACACACACACACACACACACACACACUGCCCCAGUAGCCGUACUAAAUUUUAAUCUAGGUGUGACAUCGGGUGAUCUGCAUUUCAUCAGGGAGAUGCAAUGAGGCUGUCUGUGUAUUUCAUGCAAGUUUUAUUGCAUUGCUCUCUCGUGGCCUCUUAAAGGAAACUUUCAGGAAGCACAUUCAUUCUUCAGCACUGUUCCUUUCAUUAAUGGUGACCUCAUAAUAACUAGGAAUAUGUGUCCUCUAUAUGCUGGUGCCUCAAGGACCUUGUCCCCUGCCCCCCGAAGCUUGGGAUUGGGAUUUGGGGCCAUCUCCAUAGGCCCACACCCCAGCAGGGUCUCCCCAGCUCCUCUCCAUGGCCCCGAUCCUUUUGCCUACUCACUUGCAAGCAGGGGCACGAGCAAGGCAAAAGCGUAGCAGCCUGCCUUUGCUUGCCUUCUCUGCUCCUUAUGGACAAUGACGCCAAUUGGGCUUACGGGAGAAUAAAUCAAACAGGCAGAGCUGAUGGUGGCAAGGAGGUGGGAUCAUUUAGGAAAGUGGGGAGCCCAAGCCCACCACACAGCUCUGAAGCAGACAGUGUGAUCCUGCCUGCUUUAGGGGAAAUAGAUGGAUUCCUUUCUAAAACGUGCAUUUUUGGGUACUGAUGUGCAUCUUUGAGUCAAGAAUCAGAGGAAUUCAAGACGGAGGGGAUAAACGCAUUCUGACUUGGGUGGUAGAGUUUGCAUUUAAAGGUGGACUUAAUGGUUCUGCGCUUUCCAAAACAAUACCAAAACAGAAAUGCAGCCUGCCUUCAAAAUUUGCUCUUAAAAAAAAUAAAUCCUAUGCAGUUCUCCAGCCAAGUAUUACGUUUUUCAAAAAUGCAUAUACUAGGGGAAAGUGUGUAUAAAAAUGCACAUAUUAGUGAAGAUAACUUUCAUAACACUUUGCAAAAAUGUGUUUGGGGGGGAGGGAGGACAAUCUUACAACAAUGUGCAUAUUAGGAAAAAUUAAGCCAAAAAUUAUCAUUAAUUUUUAUAAGGACUGAUAAAACACACAAAAACAGAAAUGUGCAGAACUGGACUUAGGACUGUGGAGAAAAAGAAAUAAACUGAAAUGCACCGAUUUGCCCAUUCCUAAUUCUUAUCAAAGUCACUAGUCUGGGAGGUGCAGUUCAGGUGUCUUAUCUUUAAAAAAUGCAGACUCAAAGAAAUCCCUGCUGGGCAGAUGGACUUUGGUGUGAGUGACCCAGACAGGCACAAUUCCUGUGUUAAGGUUCAAGACACCCUCAUCCCGCACCAGCUACGUCAUCCUGACUAAUAGCAAAUCAUUUCCCAAAGCUAACAAGGCAGCAAGGCAAAUUUUGCGUGUGAAAUGGGUGCCCCUAGGCAGUCAAAGCUGCCCUGUCUUUGACAGCCAAGGCUGGGGGUGAAGUGGAGAAAGGGACGGAUUCAAAAGCCUGAAGGUUGUUACAACAGUUUUCGAGUGCAUUUUCUGCUAACCUGAUCCUCAGUGCACACAGUGGCAGAGGGGGAAAGGGGGACUUUUUCAUUAACUGGGGGCGUAUUUAUGUCACCAAUCUGGAAUGACGAGGCAAUGCAGAGUUUGAUGUUUAAUUCUAAUUUCUUUCGUACAAAAGGAUGAGCUCCCCACACGCUUCCCAUGAACUUUGUCCGUAUAAACUCAAACUCCUGAGUCUCCGUCACCUAUAGCAUGACCUAAGCCUUUCCAUUUCCUUACCCAUUUGUUCAUGAGGCAAGAGCGUUGGCCUGUGGCGGAGAGGUCCAAGUUCAAAUCCUCGCUCAGCGCUGAUUCUUAAUGGGUUAAUGCUCGGCCUAGUCUUUCUCUCAGCCCAUCCUGUUGCCCAGGGCUGUGGCGAGGAUAAAAUGCUUAGUGGGGUCUUUGUAUGCUACUCAGAUCUCCUUGGAGGAAAUAAAUGAAAUUAAAAAUAAUAAAUCUGUUCUCCUGCGGCUCCCUUUACUCUUUCUUCACAUAUCUUCCCUAAUCAUAGCUUGAUUCCAAAGCAGAGUCAGAAGCCAUUGCUGGUUUUGGAGGCAAAAAUGGCGAGUGGUAACCAUGGUUUGCCAGAUUUGGAUGUCCCAGUAAACUAUGGUUCCCAUGACCCAAUAAGUGCAGGAAGAAACUGAAGCCUGUCUCUUACCCCUCCACUCAAGUCUUUAGCACUUUCCAGAUAUCUAUCCCAUUGUUUAUUUCUGCACCAUCAUUGUUACACAUCAAGGCCUGAUUAAGACAUGCGCAUAUAUAUAUAUGGAUGCGGGUGGCACUGUGGUCUAAACCACAGAGCCUAGGGCUUGCCGAUCGGAAGGUCAGCAGUCCGAAUCCCUGUGCUGGGGUAAGCUCCCGUUGUUCAGUCCCUGCUCCUGCCCACCUAGCAGUUCGAAAGCACGUCAAGUGCAAGUAGGUAAAUAGGUACCACUCCAGCGGGAAGGUAAACGGCGUUUCCGUUUGCUGCUCUGGUUCACCAGAAGCGGCUUAGUCAUGCUGUCCAUAUGACCCAGAAGUGGAUGCCGGCUCCCUCGGCCUAUAGAGCGAGAUGAGCACGCAACCCCAGUCAUUCGCAACUGGACCUAACGGUCAGGGGUACCUUUACCUUUACAGUGGUACCUCGGGUUACAUAUGCUUCAGGUUACAUACGCUUCAGGUUACAGACUCCACUAACCCAGAAAUAGUACCUUGGGUUAAGAACUUUGCUUCAGGAUGAGAACAGAAAUCGUGCUCCGGCGGCGCGGCGGCAGCAGGAGGCCCCAUUAGCCAAAGUGGUGCUUCAGGUUAAGAACAGUUUCAGGUUAAGAACGGACCUCCGGAACGAAUUAAGUACUUAACCCAAGGUACCACUCUAUAUAAAUAUAAUAAGAUGACUGCUGUCAUCACAGAUGACUUGCAUGUGUGAAUAGGCAAUCACAGAUCUAGCCACAGCAACAGAAGUAACACAUCACCACACACAUAUCGGAGUUAGUUCACACAUUCACCUGCCAGUCAUAAAAUGCAGAUAAAUCAAGUGAUGUCCUUGCAUUUAAGAACCUGGUCCUAAUACAUCACUAUCUGUCAGUUUGUUAUCCAUACAUAUACAUACAUCAUCCACCCGCUUUGUCUCUUUAUAACUCCCAUUACAACUAACCACCCAUCCAUCCAUCCAUCCAUCCAUCCAUCCAUCUGUGGCUAUCCUCUUUCUGCCCACUGUCUCCUUUUCCUUCCCAUUCUCUCCUUCUAACUUUGGCUGCUACCACCUACUUCUGAAAUUCACAGCAGACUAUGAUACAUACACAGACACAUAUAUCUAUAAAGUCCCCUAACUGGAGAAAAUAAGCAAUGCAUAGGCUCAGUUCAAACGUAAAAAAUCUUGGUCCAAUGAACCAUGGCUUACUGGGCAAAGAUUGAGCAGUGUACCCAUAUCCUCCCUCUUCCUUUCAUGCAGCCAGUUUCAGUGCUUAUAUCCUGUUUUGUUAAACCACAAUUUCCCUUGACACCUGAAUGAGGAAAGGGUGGUUUUGAUGGCUCCCAACAAAACGGGAUAUGAAAUCAGGAUCUAAUUCUGCUGUUGAUUUCAGCAGCACUGCAGUGUGUGACUAACUCUCUCUCCACUGAAGCUAAGGUGUUAAAACCUUUCCUUUCCUCUUCCCCUUUUCCUGGCGUUCAUUCUUGUCUUGCAUGCCUUUCAUCCUGGUGUUGUGGGUCAUUUAGGCCAGACUUUUCCCAAAGGUCCUUCUUCCACUCUUAGCGCUCCCCAGACCAACACCUUUCCCAAUCUAGUGCAAAAGGGUGAUAUCAACCCUACAUCAAUCAGUACCAGCGGCCAAAGAACUCUGGGAACUGCAGUUUUGUGUGGAUCCUGACAUUUCCCUAGUCAUCUGUCCAUCUAGUUCACCCGCCUGCCCAUGCUACCUCCCAAUCUCGCCUUCCACCUACCCAGCCCAGAGUUAUGGCUCUGUCACAGUCAAAAAUGGAGUUUCCAAGUUGACUCCAGCCAAAUAUAUCUCGGCACCUUCAACGCCUGUAACAGAGGGAGAAUCGAAGCUGUAUCACUCAUUUGCCGGCUCCCUUUUUCUCUGGAGCCGGCCGACGGCUGUAACAUUUUGUGUGCGUUUGCAGAGAAUAAGACAGCUGGCCCCAGAGCUAAUCCUCCGCCUAGCAUCCGGCAUAAAAUCUUUUCAUAGAUGCUGUUUGGCUUUCCCGCCCCCAAUACUCUAACCCUUAUAUAAUGUGACUGUCUCUGGAUGUGUGUGUGUGUGUGUGUGUGUGUGUGUGUGUGUGUGUGUGUGAGAGAGAGAGAGAGAGAGAGAGAGGGUUUGUGCAUUCAGUGGAUAGAAGAAGUUCAGUUGCCAGUGCUGUACCUGAAAAACAAAACAGAAUUAAAACACACACACACACACCGAGUGGGGAAAUGUGUGGAAAUUCACCCUGUCAGGUUCUCAGCUAUGACUGAGACAUUUUAGCAUGUGGGAAAAGGCUUCUCAGAUGUAUAAGCCCACACAAUUAGCCUUUGGCAGAUGGACCUGUUACAUGAUUUAAGUGGGGCCUAAAUCAGCAGUUCUUGUUCUCAGGGCAUCUUAUUGUGAUAAUCACUUAUCUAAGAAGGGAAAAAAGAAUGAAAGAAUGCCGUUUCCUUGUUUAAUAAUAAGUGAGCCAAAGGCUUCCCUAUUGACAAACAUGUGCUGCAAUUAUAAAUGUGCUUACAAGAGAGUAAGUACCCUGCCGAGUAGACAUACAAAAUAUUGCACCGCUGAGCCUGUUUUGUGACUGUAUUACUUGUCAUGCAGCUGCCAAAGGAGCCUGGGAAUUUGGGAAAACCGCAGCUUAGGGGCUGUGCGUGGCCCUCCACUCCUUUACACGUGGCGCUUCAGAUGCUGUGGGCCCACUCUUGCUACCUCUGAAGGCAGCCCUGUUCAGGGAAGUUUUUAUUGUGUGACAUUUUAAUGUAUUUUUAAUCUUUGUUGGAAGCCGCCCAGAGUGGCUGGGGAGACCCAGCCAGAUGGGCAGGGUACAAUUAUUAUUAUUAUUAUUAUUAUUAUUAUUCCUGGAUGCACACACACCCCAGGACACACAUCAUGUGCAUGUAAGAAAGAGAGAAAGGGAGGUGGGAAUGCUUCACCAAAAAAGAGGUGAGAAAAGAGGACAGAUAUUUGCAUGGAAUUUGCACAUGUUUAUUUACUUAUGCAAUUUAUAUACUUCUUAGAUAUCAUAUUCUAUAAAAACUACAAAAUCAAACUUCAGUUAAAAUGCCUGCUGAAAUAAAAAAGGGCUUUCAGUCGGUGUCAGAAGUUCAGCAGGAAAGGGGGCUUGCCUGACCUCAACUAGGAAGAAGUUCCAUAAAAUUGGGUCCACAAUACUAAACUCAUGACUCCUGGUGGAUGCGAGCUUUGCACCCAAGCCAUAGGGGGCCACUAACAGUGACUCUCCCCAAGACCUCAGUGAUUGGGCAUGGAUAUAAGGGAUCAGGUGGACUGUCCUUUGUAAAGUAGGUCACAUGGCCAUUGCACCAUCAACAAGCAAAACUUAGGUUGCAUCAUUCAUUCAUUCAUUCAACAAAUACACCUGCUGCUAAGGAACCUGCAGUGGUUUGAAUUGGGUAAUGAAGGUUGUGUAUACUUGUUGUUAAAACUGUUCAUUUAUUCAUCGCUUGAGCAUUCACACUUUUUAAUCUUAAUAUAUCAAAUAGAUAUUGUUAUAUUCAUUAGACUGACUGCCAAUCUGCCCUCCUCACCCUGCUGAAGGAAACUUGAGGCACUAUCAUUGUCCUGAUCUGCCUUACCUUCUGUCUCCUUACCUGAACUUCCUAAUUUCCCUUCAAUUCCACCUCCCCCCGACUCUGCUCACCCUCCUGUCUGUCUGACCAAAGACCAGUUACUAGAGAGCAGCACUGGAAGAGUGCUAGGGCUCUUGUCUCAAGCUUACGGGCUUUGGUGGGGCAACUGAUGAGCCACUAUGAGGAAAGCACAAUGCUGGAAUGGCUAGACCUAUGGGCUUUUAUUAUGUUCUUAGGAUGCUGGUGGCUCUGUGGUCUAAACCACUGAGCUUCUUGGGCUUGCCGAUCAGAAGGUCGGCGGUUCGAAUCCCUGCAACGGGGUGAACUCCCGUUGCUCUGUCCCAGCUCCUGCCAACCUAGCAGUUUGAAAGCAUGCCAGUGCAAGUAGAAAAAUAGGUACCACUGUGGCGGGAAGGGAAAUGGCGUUUCCAUGCGCUCUGGCUUCCGUCACAGUGUUCUGUUGCACCAGAAGCAGUUUAGUCGUGCCGACCACAUAACUCGGAAGGCUGUCUGUGGACAAACACCGACUCCCUUGGCCUGAAAGUGAGUUAAGCGCCACAACCCCAUAGUCGCCUUUGACUGGACUUAACCAUCCAGGGGUCCUUUACCUUUUACCUAUUAUGUUCUCACUCUUUACACACCCUUAAUUGGCUAGAAGCCUGCCCUAGCUUUAAAAAGCAAUGGUGUUGAAUUUCAGCUUGUGGAAUAGACUCGUGCCUGGAUUGUGACAAUUUAGUUCUGAAAUUUACUUAAUUGGCUGGGUGGGAUUGAGGAGACAUUGCAGACAUUAAGUGUUCCCAGCUAGCUGCUCAGAUUAUAUUUUAGGUAGAAAAGCAAAGUAGAAAUCCUAAGGAGGGAGGAUUUUUGAGGCACCAGAUCAAUAUUCAAAGCAUUUUCCCUCACUGGGUUCCCACCACUCAGUGAUUUCAACCACCCAGUGAUUUAAUAAUAAUUUUAUUUACACCCCGCCCAUCUGGCUGGGUUUCCCAGCCACUCUGGAUGGCUUACAGCAUAUAUUGAAACAUAAUAAAACAUCAAAUAUUAAAAACUUCCCGAUACAGGGCUGCCUUCAGAUGUCUUCUAAAAGUUAUGUAGUUUUUAUCUCCUUGACAUCUGAAGGGAGUCAAGGGAGUUCCACAGGGAAGGCGCCACUACAGAGAUUAAAGUAAGUCAGGAGCUGGGCAUUGGAGGAGGAAGGGGGUGCAGUAGGAGCGGCCUGCCCUGGGUGUCAUCCCUGAAGGGGUGUGACAUGGCCCCCCCUAUCACCCUGGGACGCUCGCCCCGCCCCGCUCUGGGUGCCAGAGCAGCUAGCUCCGCCUUUGGAGCUGUGUACGCUGAUGAAAAUUUCUGCAGAGCAUCUUCCCUGUUACCGACACCAUAACAAUAGCCUUACAUAGCAAAGGGUGGAGGAGGAAAAAAGGCAUCCUUAUGCACUUUGCUCUCGUGAUCAUGCCCACUUCCUGUUUCUCAGGGAGUGAAAUUGACCAGGCCAGGCAGAGGGUGAAACUUAUGAUGAUCCAUCCAAUCCAUUACACAAACCCUUCCAUGGAAUUGUUUGGGGAGGGAAGUAGUGGAGAAUGGAGAUCAAGACGAGAAUCAACAGGCUUCUGCCAGGCCACGCCUCCAGGAAGAAGAGACUCUCCCCAUAUAUUUCCCCCCCCAUUAUCUAUAGUAUGGCUCUCAAGAUGUACUGGACCAUUGCUAGGGGGAAGCACUCCCAAACUGCCCUAGUUUUGCUAUCUCUGCAGAGCCUCCAAAGUUUACCGUCUGUGCAGAGCCCAACUCUUGUCUUAUUCCACUGCCUUUUAGGAAGCUGCCUUGUACUGCUCUGUGGUCUCUACGCUGCCUGGCAGUGGCUCUCCAGGUUUUGGGCCAGGAGAUCUGUCCCAGCCCUAGCUGGAGAUGCCAGGGAUCAAACCUGGGACCUUCUGCAUGCAAAGCAGACACUCUGCUACUUAGAUGCAGCCCUCCCCUCCCCACCAAUGUCCCACCAUACGUCUUUUAUAUGUGGGUGGGUGUGUCGUGGCUGCUUCCCAGUGCGCCUCUUAAGGCUCUUAUCUCCACCCUUUCACCCAACCAGAGAGCCAAGCUCAUAGCUCUAGUGUGGGCAUUUUAAUAUUAUUAGCACACCACAUUCCUAAAGAUACACAUGCGCAACAAAAAGCAAAAUUGUUAUCCUAUUGCCAUCUGUUGAUGCCUAACAGUAGAUUUUAAGGCUUCUUUUGUUUCUCGCUGUUCGUGAGUUCUCAUCUUAAUUGACAUGCAGCUGGCUGCUUGCCAAGCUUAUCUCGCUUAUUUCAAUUAACUUGCAGAGAAUCUCUUGAAAGAACAGUGGAUUUGUGCGCUAGCAGCUCAGCUCUUGCUAGUCUUGUCCACCCUAAUCGGAGGUGCUCUAAUAUGGCCUAGCAGCUCAGUUCCAGUCAAAGCUUAUCUAAAUUUGCAAAGGAGCACUUUUCAAAGUUUGGCGUUAGGAUCCAGUAGCUCCACUCUGGCCAUUAUUAUUGCAGUUAUCCUGGUGGCCUCACAGAGGAGAAUUUUCAAAGAGCUUUGGUUUGCUACAGCACCUCAGCUUUUGCAAAGUUCAUCUUGAUUUUAUUCUGUGAAUCACCCUGAGAUUUUUUUGAUGGAGGGUGGUAUACAAAUUUAAUUCAUAAAUAAACUGCCAAUAACAUCAGCUAAGAUGCUUCAAGAAAGAAAGAAAGAGACUCUACCUAGAUAAGUAUGCUGCAAUGAAAGCAAGGUAGGAAGUAGACUGCAAGGAGGCGAAACUGUAAGGAGAUUGAUUGAAUCAAACGUUAAUUGUAUUGCGUGCAGAGAUAUCAAAAAGCUCACCUCCCUCCCUCCACCUGGGUGAAAAGGUACAGGCCAGAUAUAACUGUCAGAAUUCCACCUUAGCAAGUAACACAACUGUCAGGGACUCUGGGCUAUAACCUAACUCAGGGGUAGUCCACAGGGUUCCCUUCCUGAUCAUGCGGGACUACAACUCCCAGAAUCCCCUGCGAGAAUGGCCAAUAGUCAGGGAUGAUGGAAGCUGUAUUCCAACAGCAUCUGGAGGGAACCAUGUAUUCUGAGGCUAUGGAUGCCCAGGCUUCAGAGUCCUGUUUAGGAACGGAAGGGAAUAGGAAUGUAGAAUAACAGAUACUGUGAUUGGCAGGUGAUAAGAAGAAGCCUCUGGAUUGGCCGGGCCUUCUAUAAAUUCUUGUAGCCUAUCCCUCUUUGCUUUUAAAGCCAUCUAAGCUAAUUCCCACAGCCAUAUCACGCAGCUGCAGAUCAGCCAUGUGUUGUGUGAGAAGUAUAUUUAGUAUGUUCGCCAAUCAGUUUCACAGAGUUAUCCUGUGAUGAGAUGGGAAGGAGGGGUGGAAAAAAGCUUUAUCCACUUUCACUAUACAGUGGUACCUUGGGUUAAGUACUUAAUUCGUUUUGGAGGUCCGUACUUAACCUGAAACUGUUCUUAACCUGAAGCACACUUUAGCUAACGGGGCCUCCUGCUGCCACCGUGCCGCCAGAGCACAAUUUCUGUUCUCAUCCUGAAGCAAAGUCCUUAACCCAAGGUAUUAUUUCUGGGUUAGCGGAGUCUGUAACCUGAAGCGCCUGUAACCUGAAGCGUAUGUAACCCGAGGUACCACUGUACCAUGGAUGGGGAACCCAUGGUCCUCUGGGUGUUCUUGGACUACAAUUCCCAUCAGCUCUAGCCAGCAUGGCCAAUGGUCAGGGAUGUUGGGAGUUGUAGUCCAUCAAUGUCCAGAGGGUCACUGCUUCCCUAUCCACGUUCUGCAUGUGCUUAUAGAAGGUUCCUGGUCUUCUGAAUCCCCUGUGUGUGUUUGCGUCUCUCUGUGUGUGACUGUUCAAAUCAGGGUUCAAAUCAAAUUUUACAAAUUAUCUAGAAUUUGAUGCAAUAACAGAGUUCAAAUUAAUCUGUCACAGUUUCAAAACACAUCAUAUUUUGUUUUGGAUAUCCAAAUUUGCAGGAGACAGAAAAAGGCAAGAAUCUUUCCUCUUGCUGUUAAGUUGCAAAGCAAUGAAACCUCGGUAUUGUGCCAAAUUCACAGGCCCCAGAGUCUUUCUGACAUUUGUUUCAGCACAUCACUUUGUCAAUCCAUCCACUGAAAGCAGUGAACUGUUAUUUAGAGACACAGAUGCCAAUGUUAGCCAGUUAAGGCCCUUUCACGCAAGUGUAUGUUGUGGGAUUGGUGCUAUUCGUAUAUGCAGGUCUGUGUGACAUUGUUGGCCUCAAAAUGCCAACCUGUAUUUUCCCUCCCACUGAAGCUGGAAAACACAAUAAGUUCAAAACAACAAUGAUGCGGUUGCCAAAUUCACAAUAUCUGAGUGGCCCGUUUGAAGCACAGCAGAAGGUCAGAAGACCCCUGCUGGGUCAGGCCAAAGGCCCAUCUAGUCCAGCAUCCUGUAUUCACAGUAGCCAACCCAGAUCUCUCUUUGGAAGACCACAAGCAGGACCUCAGCGCAAGUUUACUCUCCCCGCCUGUGAUUCCCAUCAACUGGCAUUGAGAGCCAUACUGCCUUCAGACGUAUUCUGCACUUUAGGCAUUCUCAGAGGCUGUUCCUCCUUCUGACUUUGGCCAGGUCUAUGUAGUAAAAUAAAAACAGAAACCUAUACAUAACAUCAUUUUUAAUGAUAAAUAAGUCAGUGGUUAAGCAUUUCUCUUUCUGACCUGUUGGGCAGAGAUGGCUCUCUUUUCUUUUGUUAAAUUUAUUUAUUUGGUUUUUCAGAUUAAAACUUUACAGUCGCAUAUCCAACAUACAACAUAAAAACAAGAUUCCAAUGAAUCUCUUAAACUUCCCUCCUCCACUUUGUGGGUCCUACUGUUAAUCAUUUCCUCCUACAUCUUUUAUUAUAAUCAAAAUCUUUUACUUCUCCAUUGUAUGCAAAAUUCAUCAUUAAACUACAAGUGAUACUCCAAUCCUACUAAUGAUUUUAACUGUCUACAAUGGUCUUUUAACUGUCUACAAUGGUCUUUAAGUUAUAAAAUUUCCCCGUUCCUUAUUAAAAUUUUGGUCUUCCUGAUUUCUGAUUCUUCCGGUCAUUUUAGCCAUUUCGGCAUAAUCCAUCAACUUGGUCUGCCAUUCUACUCUGGUAGGGACUUUAUCUACUUUCCAGAGCUAGUCUCAGUUUAUUGGCAGCUGACUCCUUGGCAAGCUUGAUCUUCAAUUCUAAGCUUGAAUUCUUACAAGGAGAUGUGGCCAAUGUCACUACUGCUCCUUUGGUGUCGUCACUCAGUGUUUGCAAGCUUCUCCUCAUCUACAUACCCCAUGCUGGAUCAGACCAAAGCUCCAGCUUGUUCAUGACUCUCUGUCCAACAGUGGCCAAGAGAUGCCCUUGGGAUGUUUAUAAGUAGGGGCCAGUGGAUAUGUUUCUUCUGUCACCACUGGCCCCAAGACACUCGUCCCCAUGCCAGAAGAACCCAGGAGACCCAAAUGCAAGGCAAUGUUUAAAAUAAUUUUUUAAAAGAAGCAGCAAGAGGGGCGGGCAGAGAAAGCACAAGCAAAGUUUUAAUUACAUGAAAUAUAGAUGGAGGAGGAAGCACUGAGUGCUAGAGGGGCAUGAAUUAUUCAAGAUGGCCUGGAGCAGGUUUAAAAGGCAUCCCGCGUGCGCAUUCCUGCGGUCCCUGGCCACCUUUGUUGCUCAGCAUGACAGGAAAGGUUGCGAGACAAGGCACUUGCGUCUCCCAGCCAGCGCACCUUCGCUAGAAGCCAUUACGUCGUGAUGCCUCGGACUCACUCUGAACUGAAAACAAUGGUUGCUUUGGGAGCAACGGAUGCUCCCACCAAAGGGUUAAUGUAUGUGACCUGCCUGUUGCCUCCCUGAACACCCGGAAUCUCCCAGAAGCUCAGCCAUUGGCCGGUCCGCUGAGACAACACACGGAACCCUUGGGCACAUUCCAACUGCUCUGGGGGAAAGCUUUCCGUGACUGCAUGUUGACCGGCUACACUGUUCCUGGGAGGGAAGGUUAGCUUGGCAGCUAAGGCUUCCUGUGGGAUCAUGGGAGUUUGAGUGUGAUUUGCAGGACGGUGGUAUGAAGGACGAGAGCUGGGAAUGGUGGAGUGAUGGACCUCAGGGAAGCUAAGAGAGUUGAGAAACCAUUGUGUGGAGUCGUAGUUCUGUCCUGUUUACGCAGAAGGUCCUGGUUUCAGAGAUGCCACCAGGACAUGUCAGGGAGCAGAGCUCAGGAAAUGCCUUUCCCUGAAGAUCUCAACAGCAGGUGCAGUUGCUGACCAGCACAGAUGGCUGCUUCACAUGGUCCUAUGACAGGAAACCCAGAGAAGAGUUGCCACCUAGCUAAGGAACACAGGGAGCUGCCUCACACACCAGGGCAGACUAUCUGUUGCCUGCUCCAGAUGUGGGGAAAUCUCGUUCAGCCUGAGGACCACGUUUCCUUCUGGGCAACCUUCCAGAGGCCACAUGCCAGGGGUGGGCAGAAGUGGGCAGGGCAACAAAUGUGGAUUGGCAAAGGAGGCUCGUCUCAACACAUGUACACCGACACCCCUCUCUGUCCUCCAUCCAAGCAUGCGAGAAGCAUGCAUGUUCUGGGUUCAAAAACUAAUUCCAACCAGGCAAAAGCCCCUGAGGUUGGUAAAGGGGCAUUGGCUGGGGAGAUGAGAUCGCCUGAGGGGGAGUGCAAAGACCAGACUGAAAAUUCUCCUAGGCCACCGUUGACCACUGGGUUGGAGGUUCCCCAUCCCUGCCCUGUUCGCACUAGCAGUGGCUUUCCAGGAGCUCCACUAAGGGUCUUUGACACCCCCCUUGUCCCUUUAGCUGGAGAUCCCAAGGCUUAAACCUGGGACUUUCUGCAUGCCAAGUUUAUUUAUUUCAUUUAUAUACUGCCCUUCAACAUAAGAUCUCAGGGUGGCUCACAGAAUAAAAUCUUAUUCCAUCAAGUAUGAAUGAAGCCCACUGAUUCUUGACCCGAUUUGCCUGGUUAGUUAAACUAGACCGAAGGUUUUCAGUUUCUUGAGCAGUGUUCCUAAAGCCGUGCUUCUGCAGCAAGAUGAUUUGAAAUGUCCAAAAGUCAAAUUCAGAGCAAGCCAACAAGGUGGCCAACUAAAGAAGCAAAAACUCUGGGUGGGAAUUCAAGGUAGUGCUAAGGAGAUUGCAACCAUUUCUGCUUGCCUGGCAGUAAGAUCUCCCUUCUCCUCUCCCACCCCACACUGUGUGUUUUUUUUUGGGGGGGGUCUCCUGUCCCACUCAUAGUGAAUUUGGGGGAGGCAUGGGGGGGAGAGAAAGGGGAGAAAGGCCUGUUGCUCUAGCAGGAGUCCUUGCACUGGCUUCCCCUAGCAGAACAGGGUAAAAAAAAAAAUUAAUGCAUUGAAAAAAUGCCUUGUAACCUACUGUAAACUCAGGUUGAACUUGCGAAUGUACACCUCUUUCAAGAGAAUGCAGAAUAUAUCCAGAGCCCUACCUGCUCAGACCAAAGGUGCAUUUCCUCCAGCACCCGACUUUACACAGCGGCCAACAAGAUGCUCCUGGGAAGCUCAUAAGUGGGGCAGGAGGCGAAAACUCCCCCCUGUUGUGUGUCAGAGGUGUGCUGAUUUCUGAUUUCCACACAGAGAAUCAUAGAGUUGGAAGGGACCAUGAGGGUCACCUCUAGGCCAACCCCCUGCAGAUGCAGGAAUCCUUUGCCCAACGUGGGGCUCAAACCCACAACCCCAAUAUUAAGAGUCUCAUGCUCUGUGGACAGAGCUGGGCCACUGUUGUCACAACCGAGACAUCCCACCUAUAUAUCUCCCCAUUCUACAUUGAGGCAAGCAGGACUCCAGGGGUCCCAAGUGAAAGGGUCGUCGGGAGGGAAUAGAGGCAGGUCUGCUAGCUGGACAUAAGGCUGCUGGCCACUGUGACUCUGUUCCGCCUCCACUGUCAAAGCCAGUAUUUCUUUGAAUGCCAGUCGCUGGGUGUCACAAGUGAGGAGAGUUGCUGCUGCCCUCAGGUCCUGCUUGCAGGCCUUCCCUAGACACCUGGUUGGCCAACUGCAAGAACUUGACAGGAAUGAACCAUUGCCUCUAUCCAUCAGGGUUCUUCUUGUGGCCAUAGGGCCCAUGCUGCAUCCCUCUUGCUGAAGCUGAGCAGGGCUGCAUCUGGUCCAGUAGUCGUGUGUGUGGCAGGGCAGGAACUGCUGCUUACCUGGACAGGGAUGGGGCAGGGGAGAAGCAAGGUGGAGCCAUGCAGUCGCAUUGAUGUGUUGCGGGAGGCUCUGCACUCCUUUGUGUCACCUCCCACUUGUGGGAAUGUUCAGGGAUGCAGGAGAGGAUAUAUUGUCUGAUUAUAGCCUUUCCGACUUGUGUUAACAAGUUCACAAUUUAGCAGAGUAACAUUCCCCUUUUUAAACUCAGCGGAUACGUUUGCGCAGGCUCGCUAAAGCCUCUAUAAUAACUGUUCUGGUGUUUUUCCCUUAUUCCCUCAUAAAAGAUAAGACACGACAUAAUCUUCUAUAAAAGUAUAAAAAGAGUUUACUCACAUUCUGUUCACAAUCGGAUCCCAGAAGGCAGACUUCGCUUAGAAAAGUAACAUACACUUGGAAACUAUCCCAUAAGAAGACAGCCCCUUUGUCCUCUCUUGGCUGGAAGCCAAGAGGGCAUCUUUGGCUAAGCAGAUGUUGCUUCUUCGAUGCAUGUAGACAAAGAGAGAGAUAGUUGCCCUGCCCUGUGCUUUUGUCGUUACCUGCACAGGUGAGGCCACACCCACCUCUAGUCACAUGCAGAAGAAGUCUGUCCCAGCCCAGAAGGAAACAGGAAGUUUACCUGCUGGCUGGACAAACAUUCCUCCCCAUGUGUAAACAUGUUCACUCUAGGAAUGUUGUACUUGACUGCUCUUGUGUUUCACAUCCCACACCACUAGCUUCACAACAACCCUGUGAGUGCCUUGCCUAAGCUCACCCUGUGGUCUCCAUGGCUGAGCGUGGCUUCAAACCUGGCCCUGCCUGGUCCUAGACCAGCACUCUCAACCACUCCAGCACACUGGGAUAGUUAAGAAACAUGUGGCUGGCAGAAAUUCACGAGGCGUGGCUUCCUCCCCAGCAUGGAGACGCCAUGUUGGGCAAAGCUUAAACUUCUACAUGGCAGCCCUCUCUCUCUAAAAAAAUAUAAUAUGGAAAAAAUGGACAGUCCUGUAAUCACAGCCUAAGGAAGUUGUCGUAUUCAGAGUGAGAUCGCAAGUCCAUCUAGCCCAGUAUUUUCUACACUGGCUGACAGCAUCUUUCCAGGGUUUCAGAAAUCUUUUCCAGCCCUACCUGGAGAUGGCGGGGAUGGAACUAGGGACCUUCUGCAUGCAAGGCAGUUGCUCUGUCACUGAGCUAUUGUCAGAACCCAUAUAUAUGCCCACCACCACCCCUUCUUUUUGCUGCCUUUCUCCGCCCUCAUUGCCAGGUGUCAAAUCUAAGGUUUGACUGCUUCUUGGAAGGGGAUCCUUGCGGCUUUCAGACCCCCCACCCUUUGAACCUCCCCGCUGUGCAGUGACCUUCCUGGUAGGGAAUUAAACACAGGAGUUAAUCCCCCCCCCCAACACAGGUUCAGGUUGCUGCUGCAGGCUACAAAUCCCUGUCCCCUUAUCUCCCAGAGGAGUGGAAAAGGCAAGUCACACACAGCCUGAAAUGGAAAACUAACGGGUGGUUGGUCAUUUUCUAAGUCUAUGGUCAGUGGCACCACCAGGGUGGGACUUUGUGGCAGAUGCCCAGGACUCCAUGCAGCAGAAUGAUAAUAGAAACAUAGAAUAAUAGAAUUGUAGGGUUGGAAGUGACCACGAGGGUUGCCUAGUCCCACCCCCUGCAAUGCAGGAAUCAGUGUGGGGCUCAAACCCACAACCCUAAGAUUAAGAGUCUCAUGCUCCACUGACUGUCCCUGCUAGCUAGCUAUGGUGGCCCUGAGUUUAGCAGGGCCAACUUACCACAUUUUGAUGCCCUCUAAAGAGGGGGAGGGGUCCCCUUUAAGAUGAUUAAGUCCAGAGUCUAAAGGCCCUCUCUCCGUGUCCCAGGUGCCUUAUACCCAGUCAGACUAUUGGUCCAUCUAGCUGAGUAUCAUCUGUACUGAUUGGCAGUGUCUCUUUCAGGGUUUCAUAGGUAGCAUUUCGCCUGAAAUCCCGGCGCACCAUUGCCAGUCCGUGCUGGAGAGUUCUGAAGCAUCACUCCCAGUUUCCCAGCCCUGUCGGCAGAGACCCCAGAGAUUGAACCUGAGGUCUUCUGCAUGCAUAACAAGAUGCUCUGCUUACUGGGCUACGGCCUCCUUCCCCCAAAAACAUAAGCACCAUGCUCUUGCAGUCAGGCACACAUUGCUCAGCACUGAUGUUGCUAUUCAGGGUCGUGGCUGAUUCUCCAUCUCCUUUUGCUGGCACAUCACCUACUCUUUGACUUUCUCCCUCCCCUACCCCACCCCACCCAACAAUAUAGAUCAUAGAUGUUGCCCAAAUUUCCGAGUCCUCUGUGUGCGCGCAUGCAUGCGUGCGUGUGUAAAAUGCCUGCCAGUGACAGCUUGUGAGCAGGAUGCUUCUAGGAAGGGGGGAACUGCGUGUGCCCGGAUGCCCGUGUGUGUUUGCGCAUGUGUUAUUCUCGGCUUCCUUGCUGCAUAUUUCAUGAGCAAGGUGACGGGGGAGGGGGGGAGGCUGGGAGAAGAGGCUUUGGCUGCUGUACAGAAGUGCUGAGCUUUAAAGCUACCUCCAUAUGUUCCCCGCUGCCUUCUUAUCCAAUGCCAACAAUCUCUCUCUCUCUCCUUCUCUCUCUCACACGCAUGCAGCGACGUGCUCAGAAUCGCACCAGGUUUUGUCUUCUGGUCCCUGUUCCGCAAGGAGCAGGACACAAAGCGUUCUGUAGGGGGUGCUGUGUCGCAAAGGGAAAAGGCUCAGGGCAGGGCAGGGAAGUGGAGGAAGAGAGACGUGCCUCCCUUGUUCUGCAACCUCCUCGUCUCCACAUUCUAUUUUGGAACUUCCCUGCACACACAAAAACUGACAAGGUGCCAUUUUUGACACCUGUUCCGUUAACACUGCGAAAGGAGGAGAGGGAGGACAAAAAUACCAGCGAGAUAAGACAGCCACGCAGGGAGGCCAUGCACGUCCCUGUUGCUCCUGUCGAUGCGAAUCCGCAGGGGUUAGCUGAAUGGCGGUGCACACACCAAACAUCUAAGGCCCAAUUAAAGUGCAUUACUUCCCCAACAGAAUCCUGGGAGCUGUGGUUUAAGGUUGUCGGGUGUCGUAGUUCCGUUUGCAGUAAUCUACAGUUCCCAGGGUUCUUGGGCAAAUCCACGAGGACAAGAAUUACACACCUGGGUUUCUCUCCAGAUGUUGCUGGACUCCAACUCCCAUUGGCCCCAACCAGCAUGGGCAACCAUCAAGGGCAAUGGGAGAUCUGGCCCUAGGCCAGACAAUGACUGAUGGAACAUUUGGUCCAUCUAGCUCCUUAUUGGGUCUGACUGGCAGCAGCUCUUCAAGGCUUCAGAGAGUCUCUCCCAGCCUAAUCUGGAGGUGCCAGGGACUGAACCCAGGACUUUUUUCAUGCAAAGCAGAUGCUCUACCAGUGAGGUACAGUCCUUCCCCCAAAGCAGCCUUUCUCAACCUGUGGGUCCUCAGAUGUUGUUGAACUACAACUCCCAUCACCCCUAGCUAGCAAGGCCAGAGCUCAGGGGUGAUGGGAGUUGUAGUCCAACAACAUCUGGGGACCCACAGGGUGAGAACCGCUCCGGCCUAAAGCAAAAGAUGCUGGUCUGGUGGCUUCCCCAAGACACUGGGAUUUAUAGUACAGUGGUACCUCGGGUUACAGACGCUUCAGGUUACAGAUGCUUCAGGUUACAGACUCCACUAACCCAGACGUAGUACCUCGGGUUAAGAACUUUGCUUCAGGAUGAGAACAGAAAUCGCGUGGCAGCAGCAGGAGGCCCCAUUAGCUAAAGUGGUACCUCAGGUUAAGAACAGUUUCAGGUUAAGAACGGACCUCCGGAACGAAUUAAGUUCUUAACCCGAGGUACCACUGUACAUCCCUCCUGCCUGGAUAGCAAAACUAAAGAAAACAGUUUUGCUGUUUAGUUAGAGAAAGAAGUUUGGUUUGUCGCAGGUGGUUGGCAAGCAGGAGCCAUGGGCACACUGGGAGCCUGCUUGCUUUGCACUAUUCAACUUGUGCAUUUGUGAUUAAAUAAUAACAAACUCAGGUGGGCAAGUGCCUAUCAGUUUAUAAGCACUUACACAGAUCAGACCAGAAGAAUCUUUAUUUGCAUCAGCCACUAGCCAUAGCAAUAAAAUAAAAUGUACUGAAGAUAGAGGUAAAAACUUAACUAUGCAAAAUUCAUUUUGGAGGUUUAUAUCAAUAAUCAAACAAUAGAUCUUAUUCUAAUUGCCCCCGCUCAAAAUGUUGCAGUUUUUGCCGUCACCUGAUUAUCUUGAUCUGCUAGAAGAAAGAACACAGUAGCAAUGGUUGAGCGACCCGGCCUCUGGCAUGGACAAUAGUAGAGGGGUAAUAACCUCACUCCCCAAAUCUUUAUAAUGAGUGCAAGCCAGAAGCACAUGAGACACUGACUCAAUAUUGCUAUCUCCACAUGGGGAAAACCGUUUUUCCAGCGGAAUUUUUCGAAAUUGACCCUCAAGUACAGCCGAAGGCAGUACAGUGGUGCCCCGCAAGACGAAUGCCUCGCAAGACGGAAAAACCGCUAGACGAAAGGGUUUUCCGUUUUGGAGUUGCUUCGCAGGACGAAUUCCCCUAUGGGCUUGCUUCGCAAGACGAAAAUGUCUUGCGAGUCUUGAAAUGGUUUUUUCGCUUUUCCCCCCCUUUAUCUAAUCUGCUAAGCCUUUAAUAGCCUUUAAUAGCCUUUUAGCAGCUAAUCCCCUAAGCCUUUAAGCCUUUAAUAGCCGCUAAACCGCUAAUAGCGCUAAUAGCGCUAAUCCGUCAAUGGGCUUGCUUCGCAAGACGAAAAAACCGCUAGACGAAGACUCUCGCGGAACGGAUUAAUUUCGUCUUGCGAGGCACCACUGUAUAUUCAUUAUUGCGUAAGUGAAAGUGCGUCUGUAUUUUGGAAUCGUUAACUUUUGCAAGUUGGGUGUCAACGUGUCAAAAUGACUAGGUGGAAAAUAAUCAUACCAUGGACAAAAUUUCCUUUUUGUGGCCAAAUUAUUCUGCCGCUCGAUAUCAUAUAGGCGCUGUCUAGUUAAAUUACUGGCUUUACUGAAGCCCACUGUUAAUAACUGUUGUGGUGAUAAACCAGAAAAGUAAAGCUUUUGGUGGACAAUUUUAGUCCAAGUGCUCUCAUGACAAUCUUGCGGUACUAAAGGUUGUUAGACCAGUGGGGUUUAAAUUUAACCGAAGCCAAUAAUUAAAUGUCCUACACCAAAUCUGUAAUUCAACAGAGGGGAGAUUAGCCUCCAAGCGCAAUGAAACAUUUGGAACACAGGAUGGAACAGAAAAAAGUUGCCUUAGGAACUUAGAUUGAACAGCUUCUGUACAUCCAAGGUGAGUGCCUGUCCAAAUCUGAGCCCCAUACAAUAACUAUGCUAGGGGUUUAGAUUUAGACACUUCAAGUGCUGAUGGUAUGUGAUUGCCACCUUUUGUAGCGAAAAAGCAUGCCAGAAUUUUGGAAGCACUUACAUCACACGCCACCCCAAACUAAGGUGGCAGUUUCUAUAUACUUGGCAUAUUUUCCAGAUAUGCAGAAGUAUCUAAGUUUGCAAGCGAAAAAGAGAUUUUCUUUUAUUUUUAAAGUGGAACCCCCCUUCCCACAGAUUGACAAGUACCUGUGAGCUAUCAGAACUUAUGGAAUGUUGAUGGCUGUUGACCAUACAGAAAUAAAAAAAGGGGGGGGGUAAUUCACCCCAUUGACUGAGUUCCUAGACAGCACAGUCCUAGAUGUGUCCACACCAUUUAAUUGAAUUUCUCCAUUGAGAGGAGAAAUUCCCCAGUAUUGUAGUACUUUUCUCAGUGGCGGGGCUUGCUCUUAGCUUGGACAUCUUUCUUGUUGUUUUUCUUCCCACUGUGAAUGACAACAGCGCGAUGUUAAGCGGAGCAAAGUUAAACUGGAAUUUGCUGCCACAAGAGGUAGUGACGGUGACCAGCCUGAAUGCGGCUUUAAAAGGGAUUCAGACAAAUUUAGACAGCUAUGAAUGGCUGUCAGACAUCAUAGCUGUGGGCUACCUCCCGUUUUCAAGGCGGCAUAUCUCUGAAUACCAACUGUCUGGGAGCACAGGUGCGGAGAAUUCCUGUAUCACUCAGGACCUACUUUGGAGUUUCCUAUAGGCAUCUGGUUCACCCCUGUGAGAACAGAAUGCUGGACUGUGAUGGGACUUUGACAGGCCUCUCCUUAUGCCCAGACUGGCCACCACUUUUUGCACACACCCCCCAAUGCCCUAUUCACACUAUAAAUUUUAAGACAGUUUCAUUCCAGCACGUUUUUGACUAACUUCUUCUUUUUUUAUCUCAGGAAUGUUUUUAACUGUUGGUAUCUCCUUGGUGUUGUUGUUGUUUUCUGUUUUACAGCUUUAUCUCUUUUUGUUUUGACUGCUUUUAGUCUUGUCCCCUGAGCUGCCUUGUUGCAGAAAAGUGGGAUAAAAAAUGGUGAAAUAAGGAUGGCGGAGGCAGCAUUCAUUGAAAUAAUACGUUUUGAGGACUGGUUUAAAGGAGGAGGCCCACUCUGUGACAUCCCCAGGGCCCACCCCUAGAUCUCAGGUUUGGGGCCUCAAAUCUUGAAUUAUGCCGGUAUGUGAUUGGAUGUUACCCCAAAACAACCACAACCAGGAAGCACCCUGAGAAUUCCAGGCUUAGCGCUGCUUUCAACUAUCAGGGAGCCCCUUCCAGGCUGAGCCGCCUGCCAGGCUCUCAGUGCUGGUCUUUCUUUGACAGCUUCCAAAUCAUACACAGCUAAAGCCUUUGCCAGAACUGGAAACCUUUUAUGGUCCUUCCAGCUCUGGGGGACCAAUGGCCAGCCUGGGUGGGCGAGUUCUCUCCAGGCAUCAGUCACAGUGAGACAGCCGCCUCAGGCAUCAGAUGCACCCUGGAAACUAGGUAUGCAGUCCAGAUAUGAACUCCUCCCAAUGGACCUGGUGGCUCAUGGCCCAGGGCAGUGGAACACAGACCAGGGCAUUCUUAAUCCUAGUUCCUGCAAUUUCUGUCACAAGGAAACUCCCUAAGGAACCCACAAAGAGGCUUGGGACACCCUUAAAACAGGUUUAUUGGACCAAGGACCAAAGUCAACCUGAGAAGAUAUAGAUCACUUGGCAUGUGUAAUAUAUAAUUAUGCGCACACAUAUACCAUGUGUGUUUAUAGGUGGCUCAUUGUGUGGCAAUGGGAUUCAGGGCCUUCUCUGGUUUUCCGUCGUGUCACCUCGGUUGUGGAGUUUCCUCCAUGUUGGCAGUUCCAACAGCAAAUGAAGCUUUCUCCUUUAGGCUUUUGCCAAUGGAUGGAUUAAAGAGCUGGUCUGUCUGCUGCAGGAAUGUGUGUUUUGCUGCAAAUUGCUUAUUGAUGCUUAUAUUGGUGUUAUGAUGAUAUUUUUAAAAAAUCUACAUGGAUAAUGUUAUAUUUUAUUGGAAUAUGUUUGUAUGCUGCCCUGGGAACCAUUAGGUGGAAUGAUGGUGUUAAAAUGUAAUACAACAGAAUUGUUAUGCACACCCUAAUAGUGUGGUUUCAGGGGAUCCAGUGAGUACUCUUGGGUUGGUUUCCUUUGAAUAAGAGAUUUUUGUAACUACCGUAUUUUUCCGUGUAUAAGACUAGGGUUCCCCCCCCUUAAAAAUAAUGUCAAAAAUUAGGGGGCAUCUUAUACACGGAUAGAUCUCCCCCCAUUUUCUUAAAUCUGAGUCCCCCCAAAUAGUCUUAUACAUGGGGGCGUCUUAUAGACGGAAAAAUACGGCAUAUGCAUUUAAUUGCAAAUAUGCAGGUUGAGCUUGUUGAUUUAAAGCAGAGUCUUGUGGCCAGCGGAAGGAUGAGGAAAAUGUGUUACAUACUCUAUAUUGCUUUAUUUACAGUUCAAAGCUGGUAUAUUACAGAAAGACAUCUUGCGUCUGCAGGAGCAGAAAAAUGCAUCCUCUCUCCUCCACAGCUCGGAGAGAAUCACACAGAGAAAAAAACAGGAAACCAGUGUACGUCACAUCCAGUCUCCCUUUCCCGUGAGAAAACUCCAACAGUACAGACAGUACAGACUGUGGAAUGUAAACACCUGUCUCGUGACAUGCAAAGCUGCACAGUGAAGGAAAGCAGAAACUAACAUCCUCCCCCUUUCUGUGAACAUCACUGGGCAGCGUGUUCGCACAAUAUCAGUACAAACCCAACUUCUGCACAUAGGUACAGUGUUGAUCCCUUGAUACAAUCUUGGACAAUACAUCAGCAGGAAUUUCAUUACCUGGCAUAUAGGACACCGUUACGAGUCCCUUCUGAAUACAUUCCCUAGCAUGCUGCAACUUUAAUUGCAAGUGCUUUGUGCUUUGCUUACAACCUUCAGACUUCAGCAAAGCCAAACAUGCUUUGUUGUCCAGGUAAACCUGGAUUGGACAUUUGACAGGAAUUUUCAUAUCUUUGCACAAUUGUACUAACCAUUCACAAUCCUUAAGUGAAUAAGACAGUGCAUUCAGUUCAGCUUCACAAGUACUUAAGCUAACUGUUGUUUGCUUCUUGCAUGACCAAUCAAACAGACUCUGAUUGUACAUGUAGCAAACUCCAGAUGUACUUUUCCUGUCUGUAGUGUCACUUCCAAAACUUGCAUCUGCAAAUAUCUCAAGACCACCAGACUUCUGAUUGUUAAAUCUCAGUCUGUAAUGCAUAGUGCCUUUCAAAUACCGCGCUAUGCGUUUCAGAGCUUUCCAAUCCUUGACACUAGGAUUGUUGACUUGUCUGCUUAGCAAAUUACAGCUAACAGCAAUGUCUGGUCUUGAACAUCUGGCAAUGAAGUUUAGCUUGCCUAGCACACUCCUGUACAGUGUAGUGUCAGAAAAUGCUUCUUCAGUGUCAUCUACCUGAUAACCUGUUGUCAUCGGUGUGUCUACAGGGUUAGCAUCCAUCAGAUUUAGUUUGCUUAACACAUCAGCAAUUUUCCGUGACUGGUGUACUAGAAUGUUACCAUCUUGAUCUCUCUCUAUUUCCAGAGAUAGGUAGUUGUUUACCUCACCAAGAUCUUUCAUGUCAAAGUGCUCUUUCAGUUGAGCUAGGGCGCUAUUGUACAUUGCAACAUCUUUCCAAAAGAAUAACAAAUCAUCAACAUAAAACAAACAGUACAGUUUCUUUUGCCCCUCCUCUUUGACAAAUACACAUGGAUCAGCUUCCCUUGCUGAAAACCUAGAGAAAACAAUACUUCAGUGAGUUUUGUGUGCCAACACCGUGCACUUUGUUUGAGACCAUAAAGGGAUUUCUUCAGAGCACAAACAAAUCCCUGUUUUACCUGUACGCCAUCAGGUGGAAGCAUAUAAAGUGAUUCAUCUAGAGAUCCGUACAGAAAAGCUGUAUUAAUAUCAUGGUGACUAAUGUGUAGAUUUUCCUCUGCAGCUAGCUUAAGCAUAAGCCUAAUGCUUUCAUAUCUCACUGUGGGUGAAUAGGUCUCGUGAUAGUCUUCACCUGGUACCUGUGCAAAACCUCUGGCUACCAAUCUGGCUUUGUGUCUGACUAUCUUGCCAUUUUGAUCUGUCUUCGCUUUGAAGACCCAUUUGCUUCCAAGCAGUUUCAUUCCUGGAACUACUGGAACUAGCUCCCAUGUUUUGUUCCUUUCCAAGGAAUCAAGCUCAGCCUUCAUGGCAUUUAACCAUGGCUCAGCUUCCUUUGAAUCCAAACCCUGGAUUUCUUGGAAACUUGAAGGUUCAAAUACCUUCUUGGAGCUUUUAACAGCUGUUACUGCUAUCUUAGCAAACUCAUCAGCAAAUCUCUUUGGAGGUUUGCCUUUGUGGCUCUCUGUGACCUACGAAUUAUCCUUAAGUCUUCAACACUCUCCUCUUCCUUCUUAGGAGAAAAACGACCUAUUGUGAACAAUGGUUCCUCCAAUUCUUGAUCAGAGCUUUCAGAGGGUCGCAUAGAGGCUUUCGCACUCUUGAAAUCCUCUGAAUCACCCGAUUCAGUUUCAGAUUCAGACUCAGAACCUUCAUGAGUGGGUGUGGGCUGUUGUGGUUGCUUUUGACUAUCCUCAGUCUCAUCACCGUCAUCAGGAUAACAUUGGAAAAUUCCCACAUUCCCCCCCCACUUUGCAUUGUACUCAACACUUCUCGUGAGCUUAAUUGUCUUAGAGUCAGUCAUCAUUAUUCUGUAAGACCCUUUCUGAUAACCUAGAAAGAUACCAUGCAAUCCACGCUUGUCUAACUUGGAGUUUUGUGGUGAGCGAACCCACAUGUCAGAACCAAAAAUCUUCAUGUGUUUGAUGUAUGGCUUCUUGCCAAACAUCUUUUCGUAGGGGGUACAACCAAUCGCUGAAGAUAACCUGCGAUUGUAACUGUAAACAAAACACGAGAGAGAUUCGGCCCAAUAACUCUCUGGAAGAUUGGCAUCAUGCAGCAAGGUUUUUAAACCUUGAAGCAAAGUCUGAUUUGCCCGUUCCGCAAGUCCAUUCUGCCAUGGCGAGCGAGGACUAGACAAAUCGUGUUGAAUUCCUUUCUCAGUCAGAAAAGCUUCAAACUGCUGAGAAGUGAAUUCCCCGCGAUCACUGAAAAGAGUCUUUAUCUUCUUACCAUGCACAUUUUCCAACCAAGCACAGAAUUCCUUGAACCUAGGAAAAGCCUCCGAUUUCUGCUUGAGAUUGUAUACAAAAAUAUAUCUAGAAAAUGCAUCAAUGAGAACCAUGAAGUACCUAUUUCCACCCAAAGAGGGUGUCAGUGGUCCAACCAAAUCAGCAUGAACAACCUGGUAUGGUUCUGUAGCUUUCCUACUAGACACCUUACCUUUCGCAGCCAUUUUCACCUUGUUUGCUGCGCAUGCUUUGCACUUCAUGUGGUACCUGCAGGGUUUAAUAGUCAUACCUUCAACCAAGGCAGGCAUUUUAGAUACUGCCUCAAAAUGCAAAUGACCAAAUUUGCGAUGAAAAUCGUGAAUACAUUCUGCAUGCAAACUUUUGUUAGAACCUGAAAUGCAACAAGUGUCAUCCUGCAUCACAUCAUCAUAAUACAAAACAAACAAAUGAUCAACAUAUUCUGCAUGCAAUACAUAAUCAUUUUUCUUUGUGAUGAUGCACUUCUUGUUCUUGAAGGAAACGUCAAUGUUCCGCUCAUUCAGCUGUCCAACGCUGAGCAGAUUAUGUUUGGCGUCUGGCACGUAAAGCACAUUCUGUAUCGAUAAGUCCAAACUGUGAAGAACAACAGUUCCGUAGCCUUUACUGGGAAUAGUGUGGUCAUCCGCCUGGUGAAUCGCACCUUCCUGCGGUGUAAAAGACACAAACAGUUUCUUAUCGUUGCACAUGUGGUGGGUGGCCGCUGAAUCAACAACGAAGAAAGAUCUAGACGUCUUCUGGACCUCUGCAACCUUUGGAGUGAAGCGUGAAACCAUAGCCUUGUGCUGCGUUGUCCUAGACACCGGACCUUUGCCUUUGCCUCGGCCUUUUCCGCGCGAUGAGCUUUUGCUGCGCUGCUCUGUCUUGGCCCUGGGAUGUCUGCAUUCCCUCUUCAUAUGGCCUAGACGUCCACACGAGUGGCAUUUCACUGCCUUCAAAGCUUUGGCGCCAUCUGGUGGUUCCACUGCACUAUGGGAUGACGUCUGUGAAGACUCUCCCUUGCCCAUGCAGCUAGCACCCCGGCGAUCUGCUUCAUUUAAAAUCACGGCAGUAACAAAGUCCACUGUCAGCUGAGCAGUUGGUUGCACAGCAAUCUGGGUUGCAACAGACUCCCAACCUGAACCCAAAGAUUGUAGUAUCAUGAAAGAAUACACAGCCUCUGGAAAGUUGAGUCCUCUCUGUUGCAGCUCAUGUCUCAGAUUUUGCAUCUCCAUCAGAUGUAAACGUACAUCUCCACCUUCAGCAAGAGCCAUAUUAUGCAGCUUGUUAAAAUAAAACAUAGUGGAUCCAGCUUCUGUCCUUAAAUGAGCCUCUUUCAGAGCGUCCCAAAUUUCUCUGGCUGAGGUCUUAUCACGCAAUAGACAGAGCUCUUCUGGGGAUACUAUCAAUGUAAGAGUUCCCUUGCUUUGGAAUCCUUAGCUUCCCAUGCAUCUGUAACUGGAACUGGGGGUUCCUGUAAUCACCUCAAACAAACCCUCUUUCCGCAGAAUUGCCUCUGCAUACUGAACCCAGUCGCUGUAAUUUUUCUUGUUGAGCUUAGGAAUCCCACAAGCAUCCUGAAGGGCCAUCAUGACUCUGGCAUUAGCCUUCAGCGUCAUAUAUUUGCUGCUUUAAUUCUUGCUGCGUCACUGCUGCAGCUGCCUCAUUACAAAGGCACACUUAAAAGUUACUUUCGAUUUCCCCAGCAUAGUGACUUGUGCCUGGGAGCCUUUUGCCUACUCCCGGCAAAACCGGCUUUUAAAAGUUCAAAGUCCAGCCAUAAAGCCAUUAUCUUGAAGCUGGCAGGCUGCCCGGAGCAGUAGCACAUACCUCAUCAAUCACUUCGACGCGCAGAGCAGAUUCCGUUCCGAUCCGUUCCUCUGCAUUCCGAUCCUUUGCCGGCACUCCGAUUCGACCUCCUGGGCCCAUAACCACGUGUUGAUUUAAAGCAGAGUCUUGUGGCCAGCGGAAGGAUGAGGAAAAUGUGUUACAUACUCUAUAUUGCUUUAUUUACAGUUCAAAGCUGGUAUAUUACAGAAAGACAUCUUGCGUCUGCAGGAGCAGAAAAAUGCAUCCUCUCUCCUCCACAGCUCGGAGAGAAUCACACAGAGAAAAAACAGGAAACCAGUGUACGUCACAUCCAGUCUCCCUUUCCCGUGAGAAAACUCCAACAGUACAGACAGUACAGACUGUGGAAUGUAAACACCUGUCUCGUGACAUGCAAAGCUGCACAGUGAAGGAAAGCAGAAACUAACAGAGCUUAGGUGGAGGCUUCGCAGCUUAAACCUGCUCCAACAGAUACUAUUCUCCCACCAGGUUUUGAGGUGGGUGUGUUUCUUACUCCAAAGAAACCCCAGAGUUUUGACCUUUUCUUAGACUGACUGUGCUGCCACUUUAAUCUGUUUGCAUCUGAAUUCACUUUAUUUGUUAGGGGAGGGAGGCACUCCCAGAGUACAGACUCAGGCAGAGAUGCAGUGGGCAGCCUCCUUCAAGAAUAGGUUGCAUUGCUGCACCUCUUCAUUGUUGCAGGCAGGCUGGGCUGUGGGUAGCACCUUGAGGGGAGUUGGGAACCAGAAGCUGUAGAACAAAUCAGAAGCAGUAGAAUGAAGCAAAAAGGCCAAACAGCACCCCAGACUAGGAGCAUCUUCAGCAUCCCCUCAAUUUGCUUUGAUUUUUGAAAGCAUUUAGGUUUUUGAAUUGCAUUUGUAUCCUGUUUCCCAGCUUGGACGCCUGAUUUAUCCCCGUUAUAUAAAAAUGAUCGUUUUACACAGUUGCUCACAAUGGUUUUACAUAGACACUGUUGAAUGAGCACUGGUGAUAUCAAUUUCCCCAUGAAUAAAGGGGGAAGGGGAACGCAUGUUAAAGCAGCCCUUUGGGAAACCAAAGGAGGGAAGACCCCAAUAAUAUGGGUGGGUAGGCAGGGCAGGAGAUAGCUCAGUCAGUUAGAGCAUGAUGCUGAUAGCACCAAGGCUGCAGGUUCAGUCCCCGUAUGGGGCAGCUGAAUAUUCCUGCACUGCAGGACUGGAUGUUCCUCAGGGUUUCUUCCAACUCUACAAAUUAUACGAUACGAUAAUCUUUAUUGUCAUUGUCCCAUACAGAACAACGAAAUUGAAAAAGUCUACAUCAGACAUUCAAAAAUCCACAAGCCUGCUAUCCCAGCCUGGUUAGCCCCUAAAAACUCUGAUACCCCAUAAUUGUAUACAAUAUACUCACAUAAAGACUACCUUACACUGCGUGUAAAACCAAAAUCACAUUUUCUCAGGCGGCUAGUCCUAGUCUUUAUAACCCUGUACCUUCUUCCAGAAGGCAGAAGCUGAAAGAGAUCAUUUCCGGGGUGCGCGCUAUCCUGCACAAUCUCUGCCGCUUUCUUAUGGCACCUGGAAGCAUAGAUUUGAUCCAAGGUGGGAAGAGUGCACCCAAUUAUUCUCUCUGCAGUCUUUACAACCCUGGACAGCAUUGUUUCCCCCCGGACUGUGCAGCUCCCAAACCACACACACAGACCAUAGGUUAAUAGAAGUUAAAGUUAUAGUUAUAUGAUUAAGUGAAAGUUAUAUGAUUCAAAAUGCACAAAAACAGACAUUUUAUUGGUCCAUUAAUGCAACACUUGUCAGCUUUACAGGUGAAGACGAACUGUUUGUUUCAGCUAUCGGGCAGACAUUUGAGCUGAAUGCCUGUGACAGGUGCCCCUCCCCAAAGCCCAUUGCACCCCCAUGCCCAGUUCCUAAGGCAGAUGCCUGCCUCUAAAUCUAGACCUGCUUACUAGGUAAAUUGGUGCUUUGGGGAGGUAUUCAGUAUCACACAGUCUAGGAACACUGCCUUCCAAAGCCAGUAUCCAGGAUAAAUGUCCAACCUGUCCAAUGUGAGGGACACGCCCUGAUUUUGCAGUUGGGUAAAAACAACAACACCCACAUUGACUAUUUAGGAGAUGGUGUCUUCAGUUAACUGGGGGAAAUCUGUCCAUAUGAUUGGCACAUACAACGAUCCAUCAGGUGGACACAUGACAGAAAGGCUAGGUCACUUGCAGCCCAAUCAUAUGCAAUGCUAGGUUUGCAUGAGCCCAUUGUUUAUAAUAGGCAUAGGGGUCCCUUAUUUUGCACAGGAUAAAGCUGUUUGGGUGAAAUCCUAAGAACACAACUGAGAGUAAGGUCAGGUUCUCUGGGAUCAAUGGAUUGAGUAAGCAAGCCCAGGAUCCAGCAGUUCAUGCCUGAUUUUGGGUCACCAUUGUGCAUGAUCAUUAUAGCACUCAUGUCUUUGGGGCUCUCUUUGCGCUUUCAAUGGGUUGGUGCCGAGAUCUGGUGGUGUGAACGUGAAGCCAGGCAAGAAACCGGAGGCUGAUAAGCUUAUGGCACCACCCAAGGUCACUGCAAACCUGCUGGCGGUGGGCAGCUUAGCCAGGGAUAUUUAAAACCUUGCCUCCUAAGCUGCCAACACGGCCGUCUUGAGCUGACGUCAGUGAAAAGGAUCAUAUCCAAAGUCGGGCAAGAUCCAGCGCAGGACUUUGUGUGUGUGUGUGUGUGUUGCUGUAUUACAGAGAGAAGGGUGUGAAGCCCAACCAGUAGAGGGCGCUCUUCCUCUUUGGAAGGACUUGGGUGUAUCUUCUUCCAUUUUUCAAGAAAGGAAGCUAUUUGGUUGGGUGUGACCAAUUCAACUCUUUCAAAAGAAAGGAAGAAAAUACUUAUUGUUGGUGUUGCUCUUGGAGCCCUUCCAUAAGGCCUGUUUAUUGAGCCUGAUUUGCUUGCACAAAGCAUAUGUGGAAGGGUUGACUACCGGUAUGUCUGGUCUUUACUGAGCAUGCCUUCUGCCUAGUUCCCAGGGAGGUUAUACAGCAGUGAACAUUCACUCUGAUUUGCUUGCACUGUGCUGAUAAAGUCUGCUUGCUAAUGAUUUGUUCAUCCUACACUUUUCAGUGCAUUUCCCCAUCAGCUUCCUAACCGGAAAGAUCUUCUGCGUUAUGGUGUUUUCAUCCGCUUCAGUCGUGCAAAAGCUAAAUUUCCAGUAUGCCCUCGAAUCCUCCCCUAGCAGUCUGGAGGUGGCUUUGCUGCGUUUUCAUUUAUUUUUAUAUUCGUUGUUGCUGCUGCUUUUAUAUUUUGUUAAUUUCUUUUUUUCGUAAUGGCUGUAUCAUCCUUGCAUUUAUGUGUGCUUUGAUAGCUGAAAGCUGCUUUGAGGAGGGGAAGAGUGGAGUACAAUUCCAGCAAAGCAAGGAAGCCAUUUUUCCGUGUGUGUGUUUUUAAAAAACAAACAACAACAACAACAAAAAACGACAACAACCAAACCCUUGGAGCAACCUGGAUCCACAACUCCUUCUCCCCUUCCAUGCUAUAGCCGCAUUCCCUCCCAGGCAGCAGCAAGAGGGGGAAGACAGAGAAUCUCCCUCCAAAAUGCCCAGAUCAGCACUUUGAUUUGGGCCUGGAAACUGAUUGGUAGCCAAUUGGUGUCAUGGGCUCAGUUAUAGCUGGGUGGCAAACCCAGGAGCUCAGGGCUGGGUAUGCUUUUCUCCCCUCCCCCCUUUUAUAUUGGAAACAGCCCUGCGAGGUAAAGGUAAAGAGCAGCGCACAGAAAAGGUAAACGGCAUUUCUGUGCGCUGCUCUGGUUGGCCAGAAGCGGCUUAGUCAUGCUGGCCCCAUGACCAGGAAGCUGUAUGUAUGCUGGCUCCGUCGGCCAAUAAAGCGAGAUGAGUUGGUUCAGGUUCCCUCGGCCAAUAAAGCGAGAUGAGAACCUGAACCAACUCAUCUCGCUUUAUUGGCCGAGGGAGCCGGCGUACAGCUUCCUGGUCAUGUGGCCAGCAUGACUAAGCCGCUUCUGGCGAACCAGAGCAGCGCACAGAAAUGCCGUUUACCUUCCCGCCAGAGCGGUACCUAUUUAUCUACUUGCACUGCAUGCUUUCGAACUGCUAGGUUGGCAGGUAGGCUAGGCUAAAUUAAUAUAUGUACAUAAGCAGCAGUUAUUGAAAUGAAAUCAUGUAGCACAGGAGUGCCCUAUAAAAUCAGAUCAAGGGGCGUGUGAUGGAGGGAUGCUGGGUCCCCCAAAGUAUUUCUCAGAGAGUAAGGAAGGAUGGCGUUGCCAGCUGGCCAGAAAACAAUAUUCUCUUUUUUAAGAGGGAGGGUUGAAGCCAGUAUGUCGCCGCCCGAAGCUUGUCACCUAAACACCAUCCCCCCCCCCCCGACGAGGAGUGCUGUUGUAAUUCAAGCAAUAUAUAUGGUUUAAUGUCAGGCGAAUUGCACCCAAAUGCUAUGGGGUGUUUCCAGCGCUGUGUUUGUGCGCGCAUGUGAUUUCAGGAGUCUUUUUUGGUAUGUGAUAAUAGCACAUCUUCCUGAGCAUUUUGGGUGUUGAUGCACGAUGUGCUUUAGUCACCGUUUGAAGAAAUGGCAGUCUUUCAGAAUUUUAUUUUUUUCUGAGGCAGAUUGAGUUGUCUGUUAAAGACACAGUGAAAAGGGCUUUUUAUAUUUUAAAAAUAGUGACCCUAAGGAGGCAGUCUGAAAUGCUGCCCUCGGGAAGGGCUCCGAUGUGUAGAAAUGUAGCAGGCAAAGAUUUUCCUGACAAGUUGGUGGGAAACUAGUCACUAGCCAAAUUGUUUCUGUACGCUGAGAUCCUGUUAAAGGUGUAAUCCAGGUGGUUGCCUUGCUUGUGGGAUCAUAUUAGGGGGCGAGCUAAGAGGAAACGAGCCAUUCCUAGCAACAGCUGCCCCCAGUGUCGGAACUCUGGCAUAGCCUAUCAGAUUUCUAUAUCAUUUCUUCAACCAAUGAGCUUUGUAUUGUUACAACAGUCCUGUGAGGGAGGCCAGGCUUAAUAUCUGGCCCAAGGUCACUCGGCAACUCUGUGCCAAGGAUUUUCGCUCAAAUGCUCUCACCGCUACAUGACAAAUGACAGUCACUUGUAGUUUCUGGCUGGAUUAGGUUGAACAGUUUUAAAUAAGUUUUCGUGGAAAAGUGGGGUGUUCGGUGCUCCUGUGAUGUGGGGAGAAAUGUAGGGGGGAAGCUCUGAGGAAAUCCAGAACCCUCUUCCUUCUAACCACUGCCACUACUCUCGACUCUUAAAGAAUUCAGCACACAGGUCCAUGACACAAAUUUGGGGGCAAAAUAAGAUGGUGUGUGCCUGGAGUCACACUAGCACAACUAGGGCUUGUGUGCACACCAUGCGUUUAAAGCAAUUGGCUUCUGCCAAAUAACCCUGGGAACUGUAGUUUGCUGCUCACAGAACUACAAUUCUGAGCACCCUUUAACAAACUACAAUUCCCAGGAGUCCUUAGGGGAAGCCAUGUGCUUUCAGAUGUAAGGUGUGUACGCAGCCACUUUGCAGCAUGCCAGCAGAGGGUUUAAAAAAUAAAAAAUAAAAAUGGGUGGGGGAGGGAGCAGAGAUCUGGGGCCUGACACAUAGGACCCGGAGCUCAGGACCCCUGGGUCACAACCUCACAAUGCCACCUAUUUGCAAUUUUAGCCAAAUUAUGAUCCAUAGUCUCCUGUAACUAGGGGGCUUGGGAAUUGUUUUAAGAAUCCCUCCUUGCUAAGAUAUGGACUCUGCAUGUACACCAUACAUUUAAAGCACAUUCCGCCACCGCCACCUCAAAGAACGCUGGGAGCUGUAUUUUGUUAAAUGCGCUGCUGGGAAUUGUAGCUCUGUGAGGGGCAAACGACGUCUUCCAGGAUUAUCCAGAAGCGGGUGGGAUGUGCUUUGAACAUACAGAAUAGGUGCGCAAUGUCAGGCGCAUAUUUGUACUCACUAACACUGGUUGGCUUACGGAUCUGACGGAGUCUGCUUGUGCAGGAGAGGGCAGGGAGGAACGAGGGACUGAGGGGAAGGGACAAUACAAGGGGGCUCAGAAAGAAGGCCUUUCUGUCGCCUCCGUUGCUAAGGGAAAGGAGUUGUUCUCGGGCCUGGUGCCGAGAUUGAGCUCAGAGCCCAUCUGCACCAGCUCUGAUGGGAACAGCUUCUGCGUGGGCAUCCGCCGCCUCCCCACCAGGCUGACGAGACAGUGUGUAAGAGCGGGAAGGGGGUGGUGAUGGACGAGGACUUGGGGGUGCUCCAAGCCCCUCUGAAAUCUUUGGCAGGGAGGGACCUUCCCCACGUCUGAGCCCACCCUCUCUGCUCUCAGGUCAGUCUGGCCCUACUGCCUGCAUCUACGCAGUCACCUGACGCAGUUCCUUACAAGGAUAGCUAUCCCAUUUCUGCUGCUCCUGUCAAGUCCAUAUGCAGCUCCCUGUCAUCCAAAACAAUCCUCCUGCUUUCCUAGGAUAGGACUGCCACACUUUUCUCCCUUUUCUGCUCUCUGCCUUACAGCUUUGGUGUGUUGAGCUCGAAGAAGCCAGGGGUCGGAGGACCAGCCAGAGGACUGCAUUCCCUUCAGGGCAGCCUUCUGAGGGCCGCGUGUCUGUGGUGGGCGGGGCCAGAGGCAAAUGUGGGUGGAGCCAUGGAUUUAAAUUUUACCUUUGCCCAGGAGGCCAGUUUGUACACAUGCUCACACAUCCGUAUCCUGCAUGUGGGCAGGCCAGAGGCACCAUCAGAGCUCAGAUACACAUUCUAGCCAAUCAGAAACAUUUGUGGGAGCAAAGGAAGGCCAGAGAAGGGCGUGGCCUGGGGAGAUUUCUGAGGGCCAGGUAGAGGGGCUUGGAGGGCCACACUUUUCCCCAGGCAAGUCAACCCACAGAUUCUGCACUGGACCCAAACUAACCUCAUUAGUCUGCAAGGCUUCCUAAGUCGCCAUCUCAAAACUUGUAAUCUAUUGCCAGUGGGCCUUUCGCCAUGGCAGGAGGCCUUCCUCACCCUCUUUCCCCCUUCCUCCACCCACUUUUCUUCAUUUAACACUGAAAAUUGAAGAGUUCUGUGAAACUCUAAAGUGAGUGAGUUAUGAUUGGCAAGAGGGACUCCGGAUGCCAGCUGGGCCACCGAAUGAAGCUCAUUUUCAGAGGCAGCCCCACAGAAGGCAUGUUAGUGUUACUGGCAGAGGAACGGGAGUGUGGAAGGAGCAGACCGUCCCCCAGCCCCACUAUUCCAGUAGGGUGCCAUUGCGGCAGCCCCCCUGGACACACGCUGUGCACCCCCGCGCGCACACCGGGUACCACGCCCCCACAGGUGGCACACCAUGCCCCCAGAGCGCGUUCCAUGCCACCCAGGGUGCCAGCCACGCCCACGCCUGCUCUCCGCCCCUGGUAGCGGAGCAUGCAGCUUCGCCACUGGUUAGCGUGAAGGAUGGGGGAGAGUUCAGAUUCAGAUCACAUUUAAAGGUGAACCUUCCUCACACACACUUUCUGAAGCGAUACAUGGAAUGGAACGAUAUCGUCCUGUGAAAUUUGCGCUUCUCUGAACUUUGCAAGGCAGUUCUCCAGCCAAGCAAAUGUAUGCAAAAAUGCAUAUGUGUAAAAUGUGUGCAUAAGAGUAAAAAAGUUAUAGUGAUCAAAGUGUGCUAAAAUGCAUUAUCUUAAGGGAAAUCGCUUUGCAACAGGGUGCAUUUGAGGCAAAGCUGCAUUAAAAUGUGUGCUUUAAGAGAAAUUCACACUAAAAUGCUGGUGAAUUUUCAUGAGGACUUAAAAUAUAUAUAUAUCACAAAACUGAUGUGGAAAUGUGAAGAACUGGAGAACCACAAUGGCGUUGUAUUUAGAGUGUUGGAUUAGGACCUGGCAGACCAGGGUUCAAAUCCCCAGUAGGCCAUGAGGCUAACUGGGUGGCUUUGGGUCAGUCACUGCCUCUCUCUGCCUCACCUACCUCACAGGGUUGCUGUGUGAAUUAAUUGAGGAGGGGGGAAAGAACCAUGUGCAGUGGUACCUCGGGUUAAGAACUUAAUUCGUUCCGGAGGUCCGUUCUUAACCUGAAACUGUUCUUAACCUGAGGUACCACUUGAGCUAAUGGGGCCUCCCACUGCUGCCGCGCGAUUUCUGUUCUCAUCCUGAGGUAAAGUUCUUAACCUGAGGUACUAUUUCUGGUUAGCGGAGUGUGAAACCUGAAGUGUCUGUAACCUGAAGCGUCUGUAACCUGAAGCGUCUGUAACCCGAGGUACCACUGUACACCACCUUGAGUUUGUUAGAGGAAAAGGUGGGAUAUGAAUGCAAUGGAUGGAUGGAUGGAUGGAUGGAUGAUUUAAGAAUGGAAAUUUGGGAAACUGAGAAAAAGCAAAAUGAUCAGAUCCACCAAUCCCAAGUUAACAGUCAACAGUCAACACAGACCAGGGUAUGCGUGAUGUGUUUUCCAUGUUCUAGAGCAUGUAUGCAAAGCACUGCCCGAAAGAGAUCUUGCCACAACUGCAGAUGCAGCAUCAUCACAUCAAUUCUGCCUCUCCUUCCCCCCACUUUUCUUUGGCAGCAUUUUAUGUCAUAGACAGGUUGGACACAGAGGGAUGGUGGGAGGAACCAGCUGGGGAAUCCCCAAGGAAGAAGGCUCAGAGUCCAGGGAGUGGUGGUGGUGGGACAACAAUGGGUGGUCAGCGGUAGAAGAGGGAGAAGACUGGGAGGAGGAGGUGUCAGAAGCUGAAGGGGUAACAGGUUUAGUGAGCAGGAAGAGGCAGUGGCAGAGAGCAGUCCAGAAUAAGAGGCAGAAGCUAAAGUUUGUGAGUGGGAGGAAGAUGGCCAAGAGGCAGAGGUGGGUCUGGCUGCUGCUGCAAGCUCCCCUUCCACCCUGUCUCACAGAACCAUGAGAUACAUGAAAAGAGCAGAGCAGAGAUUGGCUGCAUGCAGGCACAGUCUCUGAUUGCUUGGAGAAAGCCCUGGAGAGUAGGAGACAUAGACGGCUGUGGGGAGGUGGGGGCCUUUAGUCUCGGAAACUGAUUCCGUGGAGUAAAACCACCAAGAAUGAGAUGCCGUGCUCAUUAGGCCUGACACCCAGCCAAGUCUGUGGAGAUUGUGUUUUUGCUAAUAAAGAGUUAAUGCCAACUUUGCGCAGUGUGAUUUACAGACUGGCUCGCUCUGUGAUACUUUAGGUGCUUCGUAAACAGAGAAGUGAGAGCAGAAGAGGGGGAGACAUUAAUGAAAAUGAAGGAACUGAGAGCUGUGGCAAAGAGGGCAUCUUCCAGCUUCAGAAUUAGUUUAGAAAAUUGUCCCAGUUCAACCCGCAUUCUGGAGGGCAGGGCGGAGAGUGCGUCCCCAGGGCCAUCCCCAAAUAAUGUGCUCCCUGAAGCAGGGCAUCAAACAGGAGGACUCUCCUGCUGAGAGCCUGAGGGUCCCGUUCCUGCCUCUCUCCGCCUGGCCCAGGGCAGCGCCUGACAGGCUUCAUAAGGACUGCUGCUGCAGUUGUUGCUUAGCAAGGGCUGGGGUAUUUGGGGGGAAGCUUUGUUGGGAGGUUUUGCUGUUACUGAUAUUAACUUAUAUUACUGAUAACUUUUUGUAUCUUUAUUUUUAUGUGGCAAUUCUUCAGUUUGGUUAUGUAGUUUUUAAUGUGUUUUAUUUAUUUUUAUGACUAUUUUGCUAUGUUUGUAAUUAUGUAAAUCUUUUCAUAUUGUAAGCCACCUUGAGCAUUGUUUUAACUGUGGAAAGGUGGCAUACAAAUAAUAAUAAUAAUAAUAAUAAUAAUAAUAAUAAUAAUAAUAAUAAUUUAUUUAUACCCCGCCCAUCUGGCUGGGUUUCCCCAGCUACUCUGGGCAGCUUCCAACAGAACACUAAAAUACAAUAACCUAUUAAACAUUAAAAGCUUCCCUAAACAGGGUUGCCUUCAGAUGUCUUCUAAAAGUUUGGUAGUUAUUUUUCUCUUUGACAUCUGGUGGGAGGGCAUUCCACAGGGCGGGUGCCACUACCGAGAAGGCCUGGUUCUCUGUAACUUGGCUUCUCACAGUGAGGGAACCACCAGAAGGCCCUUGGCACUGGACCUCAGUGUCCGGGCAGAACGAUGGAGGUGGAGACGCUCCUUCCUGAUGUUGAUGUUGAUGCCCCCUUUCUCACCUGAAGGCAAGGUGCAGAGUGGCCAAAGCCAGCCAGGUAAUUUUGGCAUCUGAGGCAGAAAAUCCCACAAGUAGGGAUGGAGGAGAAAUUUGAUUCAGUUCGCGUUGAAAGGCAUACCUACCGAAUUCUCGCUUUCCAAAAGAAUACACCAACCAUAAGAGCGAUCUUUAGAAAUUUGGACUUCUCCAGGUUGUACUAUUUGGUUUUCUAGCCAAUUGAUGUAUACAAAAAUUCAUAACUUGGGGUAAAGUGUACACAUACUUGUGAAAAUAUAGUGGAAAGUAUUGCUUUGCAAAACUGCAUACAGAAAUGGGGGUAUUAGGAGAAAUCCACACCAAAAUGCUGGUGGGUUUUGGGGAGAACUUUAAAAACAUAAGACAAAGAGACCACAAGCCAAUGCAGACAUGUGGAAAACUGAAUUUAAGAUUGGAAAAAAUGAGAAACCAAAACUUCCCAGUUCACCCAUUCUUUCCCACAAGUACCUCCUUCCCCUCCCUGGCAGAAAAAAUACAACAAUAACCACUUAACUGACAACUUGCUGCCCUUUCAUGACCGCCUGAGGCAGCUGCCUUCCUUUCCCCAAUGGUAGAGACAUCCCUGAUAUCAAUAAAGGAGUGGAAAGAAGGCAAUGAGGCAGAAUCUGCUCACCUCAUGGGAACAGAUUUGAACCAUUGCUUUUUCUGGGUCGUCAACUUUAGGUCCUACCCAUCCCUUCAAGCCUUCCUCUUAUCUCUGACUUCUAGGAUCCUUGAUAAGAAACAGGCAGGUGGGGAGACCAUCGAGCUGACUGAAGAGGGCCGGCCUGUUGAGGUGACCGAGAAGCACCCGCCCAUCGUCGACUGCACCUGCUUUGGCCUCCCUCGCCGCUACAUCAUCGCAAUCCUCUGCGGCCUGGGCUUCUGCAUCAGCUUCGGCAUCCGCUGCAACCUGGGCGUGGCCAUUGUCAGCAUGGUCAACAACAACACCGUCUACGAAGGGGACAAACUCGUUGUGAAGGUGAGACUGUCCUCCCUCUGGAGAAGGGGUGGGCUUUUUUUUCUGUUGAGGGCCAAGGGACACAGGAGGCACUGUGGUCUAAACCACUGAGCCUCUUGGGCUUGUCGAUCGGAAGGUCGGCGGUUCAAAUCCCCGCCACAGGGUGAGCUCCUUUUGCUCUGUCCCAACUUCUGCUAACCUAGCAGUUCGAAAGCACGAAGUGCAAGUAGAUAAAUAGGUACCACUCCGGCGGGAAGGUAAACGGCAUUUCCAUGUGCUCUGGUUUGCGUCACGGUGUCCCGUUGCACCAGAAGCGGUUUAGUCAUGCUGGCCACAUGACCCAAAAAGCUGUCUGUGGACAAACACCGGUUCCCUCAGCCUAAAAGCGAAAUGAGCGCCGCAACCCCAUAGUCUCCUUUGACUGGACUUAACCAUCCAGGGGUCCUUUACCUUUACCUUUAAUCCAUUGGAGGCCACAGGGCAGUGCUGGGUGGAGCCAGAACUGAUUAUGGGCAGAGCCAGAGACAAAAGUGUUCUUGAAUAACUAAACCAGAAUGAAGUUUUUCACCAUGCCUAAUGAGAUCAGCACCCCCAAUCCUGCGCAGGUCUACUCAGAGAUAAGCACCUCUGGAUUUUUUUUACUAUUGCUUCACACAUUCCAGAGCCCUGUUUCCCAGGGUCGGUUUUCUAUAACAGAUGUGGGGACCUCUUGGCCCUCCAGAUGUUGCUGAACUACAACCCCCAUCAGCCCCAGCAAGCAUGGUCGAUGGCUAGGGAUGCUGGGAGUUGUAGUUCAGCAGCAUCUAGAGGGCCACUAGUUCCCCACACCUGGACUAGGAUGACCUUCCAACUCUAUGAUUCUAUGGUUGGAUACACAACAUACACUUAAAGCACAAGUUUCCUCCCAAAGAAUUAUGGGAAAUGUAGUUCACUCCUGACAGAGCUACAAUGCAGAGUACCAUUAACAUAAACUACAGUUCCCAGGAUUCUUGGUUGGAGGGGGAGCCAUGAGCAUUGAAUGGAUGGUGUGACUGUGACCAAAGUCCUGCUGCUGGCUGUAAUCAGGAACCGAAUCUUUCCUCUAUUCUUCUCACCACUUUAGAAAGCAGAGUUCAACUGGGAUCCUGAGACAGUAGGCAUGAUUCAUGGAUCCUUCUUCUGGGGUUACAUUGUCACCCAGAUCCCAGGAGGGUUCAUAGCACAGAAAUUUGCUGCUAACAGGUAAGAUGCAGGUAGGGUAUUGUUUUAGUGUGUGUAUGUGGAAAUCAAAGAGGGGGAACAUGCAGAUUUUGGCUCACAUCUGGUGAUCUCAUUCUUUAGAACAGGAAUAGACAGAUACCUUGGUCCAUUUGGGUUAGCUCACUAUCUGGUGAAAGAUGAAGAUCAUGAAAAUUGACUGUACCUUUGUAUAAACCAGAUUAUCACUACAGCAAAAAUUUGGUAUUUUGUGUCUUUUUUAAAAAGUUUUUGGUUCUUUUCAAGUAAACUUUAGUUGAUAAUUUAAGAAGUAAGUUUAGCGUGCAAGAAAUUUGCAGGCAUGAGGAGCAGCACUGAUCCCACAAUAAACACCUAUCUCGAAACCCACAGGCGUACAUAGACCCUCGCUAGAGAAAGCGGAGGUUGCUUAUGGUGUUUCCUAGGCCUGUCCUCUCACUGUGCAGGUCUCUAGUCUCUACAGCACUUGUGUAUAUAUUAUCCUGCGGGAAGAGGCAGGGAGCUGUUCAGAGCAAUUGGCUGACCAUCAGAAUGUGGAUGUGGGACAUGGAUUCAAAUCCUCCUUCAGCCAUGAAAGCCGCUGGUGAUUAGGGUCAUUGAUUCCCUUAUCACUUCACAGGCUCAUGUGGAACAAAAAACCCCUGUAAAUAUCAAAAGAAUAAUGAUGAGAGGGAAAGCAAACGGGCCGGGCUUUCUUUUUCUUACAGCUUUUCUUAACACCUGCCUUUCGGUCCACAGGGUUUUUGGCUUUGCCAUUGUGGCGACAUCAACCCUGAACAUGCUCAUUCCAUCGGCUGCAAGGGUCCACUUUGGCUGCGUGAUCUUCGUGCGGAUCCUGCAAGGCCUUGUGGAGGUAAGGCCCGCACCCCUAAUCUCUGCGCUUUCGCACCGCCCCGUAAUAUCGACCUCUCCACCUUCCUCUCCGAAGCCUCAGCUCCCUUCCCUCAGAGCACCGUCACUGUCUUUGGGGCGCUUAGCCCUCUAGUAAAGAACGGAGCCAAGGUGGGACAGAGUUUUGGGUCGGAAGCAGAGCUUGUUCCUUGGGCCUGCCUCUUCUUUCUCUCUCUCCAGUGGAAAGGUAGCUCUGAUCUCUAUGUAACUCUCUGUGCCCUCCACCUCCAGGGGGUCACCUACCCAGCAUGCCACGGUAUCUGGAGCAAAUGGGCACCCCCCCUGGAACGCAGCCGCCUGGCGACAACAGCCUUCUGUGGUAAGGUAACAUGUUCACCGACCAUCGAAGUUAAAUGGGCGGGGAGGGCCUCCCAUGCAACAAAACCAUGGUUGCCCCCUUGAACCUGAUGUCCUUUGGCUUCUGGCUUGUUGAAACUUCUUAAGCGGAAGCCUAGAAGGCCUGUCCCAAAGUCUAGAUCAAAACGCAUCACAUCCUGGUUUGGUUUUACAUGUUGGAAGAGCUCUUGGUGAGUGACUCACUUUAGCAUAACUCACUAGUAAGUUGCUUUCGCACGAGGACUGCUUCGCUUCUGAGGAAUUGAAACAGUGGUUCCAUACAGAGUUUAACAUAAGGCCACGUUGUCUAGCAAUUCCUAACUCCACAGCCUUCUGUAGUGUUUAUUCAGAAGGAAUAAAUUCCCAGUUAGCAAAGGUCCCUCUCAACUUUCGCAGUUUGCCCCGUUGCAAAUUCUGUCCCUCUUACUGUUCUUGCUUAGCAGGAAACAGCACUGCUGGUGGGUAACUGACGAAUUGCCCCCGAAUUGCCCCAUUAUUUGACAGUUCCUGUUCCGCAAGGAGAGGGUGUUGAACACUGCUUUCCUCUUGUCCCCCCCGUUUUUUCUUCCUUUUUCAUAGCUAUAACAAAGGAUGGCAGCUAGUCAUGGAACGGCGAGUGUGGGAGCAACCUCAGAGGGGUAGCGAGUGCUGCUGGGAGUCAGGCAGUAAAGGCUGGUGCUGUCAGGCAAAUGGGGCACUGCCCCACCAAGCUCAGCUUGCCCUCAGCCAGACCCCACGCCUGGCUGCCUUCUUACUUACAGCCAGCUGGUCACCCUGACUUCUGCCUGCCAGUCCCAAUGGGCACCAGUCCCCACUGGAGUUAGGAAUCUCAGCUUGUAUCCCUGGCUAACCUUUUCCCUCUGCCUUUACAGGCUCUUACGCAGGGGCUGUGGUGGCCAUGCCUCUCGCGGGGAUCCUAGUGCAGUAUUCCGGGUGGAGCUCAGUAUUCUACGUCUACGGUAAGCCAGCCAAGAGGCCAUGCCAAGAAGAGUGGAAGAAAUUUAGAGACUAUUUAGCUAAAUAUUGUAACAUACGAUAAGUAGAAGUUACUUGAAAGGACCAAAUGGGCCUAGGACUAGAGUGAAUUGUAAAAUAUUAUGGAUUUGGAUAAUUAUGAAAAGAGAAGAAGAUUGUAAACGAAAGGUGUUAAUUUGAUUAGAAAGAGGAUAUUGGAAAGAUGUUAAAAAGUGAUUCAAUGAAAUUCGGUAAGGAGGGAUUCGAGGAAGUCAGUUAACAAUGAAAACUAAAUUAGGCCUUAAAGUAUUAGGUAUUUAUAUGUUUGUUUUUGUUGCUUUUUGUUUUAGUAUUGUAAUGUUUUUUUCUUUAUUUGUGUGCCUUAUUUGUUAUAAAUUUGGAAAAUUAAUUAAAAAAUUUGGAGGGGGGGAAAAGAGGCCAACUCUUUGGCUACCAUUCCUUCUCGGUUGCCUAAACCUCGUUGCAUCAGAUUGUAGGUCCCUUCCCUCCAACCGCUUCUGCAAUUCUGUUCCUUGGCAGGCAGCUUUGGUAUCUUCUGGUAUAUGUUCUGGCUGCUGGUUUCCUACGAGAGUCCUGCACAGCACCCAACCAUCACCGAGGAAGAGAGGAAAUACAUAGAAGAAAGCAUUGGAGAAAGUGCCAGUCUUAUGAAUCCCCUUCUGGUCAGUGCCUUGCAUUGCUCUCUUGCCAUUCAUAUGGCGCCAUCAAGGUGCACGGAGCCUUAACAGAGUGUGACGUAGUGGCUAGAGUCCCGGACUACGACACCGGGAAUCCAGGGUUCGAAUCCCCCCUUGGCUGCGAAGCCUGGUUACUGCCUCUCGGGCUAACCUACCUCACAGGGUUCUUGUGAGGAUAAUAUGGGGAGGAGGGGAGAUCCAUGUGCGCUACCUUGAGCUCAUAGGAUGAAGCGUUGAAAAGUGAAAAGAAGAAAGAAGGCAGGAGGUCAAAAAGACAGGUCCCAAGCUACAGAGUUCCCUGGGAAGAGGGGUUGACUGCUAAACCACUCUGAGAAUGGCACCUGUGUGAGGGGAAUAGGGGUCUCCUAGAAACUCUCGGCACCCUUAACAAACUACAGUUCCCAGGAUUCUUUGGGUGAAGCCUCAUUGUUCAAAGUGGUAGAAUACUGCUUCAAAUGCCGAGUGCAUAUGGGGCCUAGUGGUGGUAUCAGGCGGGUGUCCUGGGAGGCAGCUCCAAGCAUACUGGGCUGCAGGGCAGGUUCAUAUGAGGAGGGGAAAGAGACAUUUGGACAGGUGAGGGUGGUGAAGGUGGAGGAACAAAGACCAUGGGCAAGGAUAUGAGAGAGCAGAGAGAGAGAAACUGUGCACACAUCAUGCAUUUAUAGCACAACUUCCCCCAAAGAAUCCUGGGAACUGUAGUUUAAGGGUGCUGAGAGUUAUAGCUCUGUGAGUGGGAAACUACAGCUCCCAGGAUUUGGGGAGCAGGGAAGCAUAUGCUUUAAAUGUAUGGUGGUGAGGCGGCAGGUGUUGAAGAUCUCUCUGCAGUAGGGAAGUUCUCAGCACCUUCAUGGGGCACCAUUUUUGAGGAGGCAAGUGGCCUCUGAAGUCCUGCGACAGCACUGCGGUGGGGAUAUGCGAGGAUGUGAGGCAACUCCGUUAAUGUUUUCAUCUCUCUCUCUCUCUUCUCCCCACCUCUUGGCAGAAAUUCAAAGCGCCCUGGCGCAAGUUCUUCACUUCCAUGCCUGUCUACGCCAUUAUUGUGGCCAACUUCUGCCGGAGCUGGACCUUCUAUUUGCUCUUAAUUAGCCAGCCGGCCUAUUUUGAAGAAGUCUUUGGCUUUGAAAUCAGCAAGGUGAGAAAAAUUGCCCUUGGUUUGAGGUGUGUGUGUGCCCGCGCUCUUGCACGUGUCGGGGCAAGAAAUUGGAGACUUUUCCAUAAGUUCUCUUCGCUGUUUUUAAUACUGAAUUUGAAAUUGUUCUAACUCGGUCUUGGGACCUACCGGUGAAGAGUGGUGAAUAUUGCUGUCGUCAUUAAUUAAUUAGCAGAGGGUGUUUCAUUCUGUGCUGAUAAGAGAAAGAAAAGAUGCCCCUAGCCACGUGCCAAUUGUUCUUCCAUCGUAUGCUGGGGCAAGGCCGAGCAGGAAUGCACUCUGAGAGAAAACAGGUUCAAAAAUCCAAAACAAAGACACAGAGAGAGAGAAGGAACCAAGAUGUUCUGUUUUUUUAAUUCUAUGGCUCUAUGUGCAGUAUAGACUUUUUAUUUUUUUUAAAAAAAAGAAGAAAAAUAUAAAACUUCAGAAAUUAGCAGGAUCAAAUUUCAGGAUUCCAAAACAUACAUCUACACAGCCGCAGCACAUGGGCAGGGUGUGUGUGUGUGGUUGGAGUGGCAAUGGCACCCUCUCACUGGCAAUGGCACUUGUAAGGAGAGGAUUGGGGUAACGUGAGGCUUCAGCAAGACCAGGGGCGCUUUGAAUCGACAUCGGCAGCCCUGCAGGCGCACUUGAGUGGCCACUACCAGCCCAGAGCUCCUCUGACCUCAUCACACCUCGCCUUGUCUCCUCCCGCUCCGUCACUCUGCACCCUCACCUGCCACCGCUGCUCCUGCCACAACUUCUACUAGGUAGCAGUCGAUGAUGGCGAAGAGGACUACUGGAAUUGGGUUUGAAGUUAUAUAAUGUUUUCAACAUGGGUGUUCAUGGAAGGGCAGUUCCCCCACCACCAGGAACUAUAAUCCCAAGAUUCCAGGCUUUCAUUUUUGUUUUUAAAGAGAGCACGGGUUAAAUCCAAUAGGUGGCUGGCAACUAAAUUUCACUCAGACUAGACCCAUUGAAAUUAACGGGCCUGACUUAGCCAUGUUCAUUCAUUUCAGUGGGUCUGCUUUGAGUAAAAUGUAUUUAAACACCACCCAAUGUUAUCAAACUAAUUUCUCACCAGAAAAGCGAGAAGAAAGGUACAGUGGUACCUCGGGUUAAGAACUUAAUUCGUUCUGGAGGUUUGUUCUUAACCUGAAACUGUUCUUAACUUGAGGUACCACUUUAGCUAAUGGGGCUUCCCACUGCUGCCGUGCCACCACUGUGCGGUUUCUGUUCUCAUCCUGAAGCAAAGUUCUUAACCUAAGGUAAUAUUUCUGGGUUAGUGGAGUCUGUAACCUGAAGCAUCUGUAACCUGAAGCAUCUGUAACCCGAGGUACCACUGUACCUGCACAUUUUGUCUUGUCCAUCAGUUUUACACAACUUAAGAGUUGUCUUCAGCUGAACCCACUGAAAUUCAUGGUCAUGGCAAUAUUAGUUUCAGUGGGUCUACUCUGAGUAAGACUUCAGUUGGAUAAAACGCUUAAGUUUGCAGAACCUGCUACAUGAGACAAAAUGUAUAGGUACUAUUCUCAUUUGUGUGUGUGAGAAAUAAGCCUUAUCCUGCCCUUCCAGUGUUCUACUUGGACACACACACAUACACUGCCCUUCUCCCCACUUGAAAAAUAUCCUGUGGGUGCCCUUGGUCAUAAACGUAAUGUUCAAAAGAAAGAAGACCCCACACGACAGCUGGAUUUUCUUAACUGUUUUUAAACAUCCUUUUUGUCCCUUCCUGUGCAGGUGGGCAUGCUUUCCGCUUUGCCUCACCUGGUCAUGACGAUCAUCGUGCCCAUUGGGGGCCAAAUCGCCGACUACCUGCGGACGCGGAGGAUCAUGUCUACCACAAACGUCCGCAAGAUGAUGAACUGUGGGGGUGAGAGAGAAAGGCAUUGUUGGAGAAAAGGCUCAGGGAGGAGGGUUAAGGCUUGGCUGAGAGAUACCUGGACUCCAGUAAGGGGCCGGUGGCUGGCUUGGCAGUGGGAAAGGUUUCUGGAGAAAAGUGCCCAGGCCAGGAGUAGGGGACCUGCUGCCCUCCAGAACCUGCUGCUGGACUCCAACUCAAAUCUGCCCACAACUAGCAUGGCAAAUAUCCAGGGAUGAUGGAAGUUGGAGCCCAGCAGCAUCUAGGCAGUACUGAGAGUGCCACAAUCAUAGCUGCCAAGCGUCCCUUAUUUGGUGGGACAGUCCCUUAUCCCAGCGCCGUGUCCCGCUGCUGUCCCUUAUUGAUGACGUCCCUUAAAUUUCCCAGGUUUCAAAGGAAGCAGCUCCUCUCCCCCCCUCCCUGCCGGCCAGGGAGGAGGGAGGCUCCAACUGUGUUGCUUGACUGUGUUGCUCACCCAAUAAGAAGUCUAAGAACGACUGGGGGGUGGAGCUUGCAUGCCUUGUGCUGAUUAAAUUGGCUGCGUUGCCUGGGGACUCGCCUUUGCUCAGCGCUUCCCAGCGGAGAGGUGACGGUAGUUUUCCUUGAGGCUUGAGGCUUCGUUUGACUGCUGGCUGGGCUUUCUGCCUUUGGCUCGGAGGGGCUCAGAAGUUGAACAUACCUGUGCCCGGAAAAUCCCUUAUUUUGGCUGCUGAUCCCUUAUUUUCGAGGCUGCUGGUCCCUUAUUUUCAAAUCUGUAAGUUGGCAGCUAUGGCCACAAUAUUUGAAGCAAAUGCAUUAGAGACAGAAUCCAGGAACUUGCACAGGUUUUUGAGAAUCUCUGUUUUCAUUGAGAUGUCUUUCUUUCUUUCGCAGGGACAGGCACACCUCACUUGCGGAUGCAAAAUCCCUUAGAGGUUUCCGUGUCCUGCUUAGAAUGCUUUUCUGGGGUUUCUAGUAGGCCUGGGUGAUGGUGCCUUCAUCCAGCAGAAUAUCGUGGGUGAAACUGCCGUCACUCCUGAGUCCCUUGGCCACCAGCGCCUGGUGCGCAGAGGAAGGGAAAAGCUACAUUGGGAGCGGAGGCAGUUUCACCCCAGCACCUUGCGGGGCUGAGGACAAGGCAGCUUGUUCCUCCCUCUGCUUUUCAACAUUGCAAUGUAUCGCUCUAUCACAAUGUUUAGCUGGUGAUACAUCGCAGUGUUGAAAAGCUGAUUAUCUCCCAGCCCUAGUUUCCAGUAGGAGGGCAUGAGAAAUCACCACAUACCGGUAUUCCUGUCCUGUAUCCCUGUCCUGUGGAUUGCAGUUAGCAAGCUCUCCUCUUGCCAGUUCACUUUUCACAAAGUUGCAACCUCCCCUGACCCUCAUUUAUUCAUGAAUCAGUCUUAUACCUAGUCCAUAUAACCCAGGACCGCACUGCUGACAAAGACCUUAAUGCUAGCCUUCCCCAAUUUGGCACAUUCCGGGCGUGGUUGGACUACAACUCCCAUCAGCCCAUGGUCAAGGAUGAUGGGAAGUGUAGUCCAGCCCAGGUUGGGGGAUCCUGCCUUAUGCGGAGAAAGGUCUUUCUCAUCACUGCCUUUGAUCUUUUCCGCUCAAGGCUGGCUUUUUAUUCGUUAGCUCAUUUGUUACAUUUUCAUCCUGCACCAUCAGCGCAUCUCAGCUCUCAGGACAGCUUAAGACGAAAAUAAAAUAAAGUUACACAAUCAACCAUAAGAUCAAACAGAGUAAAACAUCAGCUAUAACACAAUAGAUUUUUUAAAAAGCAACCACACAGUGGAUAAAUAAAACACAAGCUUCCAGAGUGGCUUAAAAGGAUUUUUAACACCUGGGAGAAUGAAUUGGUGUUGAAAUGACACAUGCAUACCAUGUGUUGCAGAUGUUGGGGGAUUGAGCUUAAGAACAUCAGACUAUCCCUUCUGGACCAGGCGAAAGGCCCUUCUAGUCCAGCACUCUGUUCUCACAGCGGCCAGCCAGAUACCUGAGGGCAGCCGGCAAGGGGAUCUGGGUGCAACAGCAAUUUUUUCCACCUGCGCUUGCCAAAAACGGAGGCCUUCUGUAUGCAGAGCAUAUGCUCUACGGCUCAUUUGCAGCCCCCGCUAAGUUAUGACACCCUUCCCCUUCCAUUAGCAAAAAAAAAAUUAGCAGCACGCACAGCCACAUGUAAGUUUUAUGUACACCCUGCUCUAGUUUCUUAUCCAGCGCGAUCACAGUCAGAAGUUGAAAAUAGACACAGCUGUGCUUGUGUGCGGGAGCUGUGUGUCCACACUCACUUUCUCUGUUCUUCCUUCUUCGUCAGGUUUUGGCAUGGAAGCCACACUCCUCUUAGUGGUUGGCUAUUCCCACAGCAAAGGCGUAGCAAUUUCUUUCCUCGUUCUGGCCGUGGGUUUCAGCGGUUUUGCUAUUUCAGGUAAGCUCUUAGCACUGGCGGAGGAAGAGGAGUGCGGGGGGAGCGCACCCUGGUGGGGUGCCAUCGCGGCUGCCACCCGCCCGCACUGGGCACCACGCCCCCACAGGUGUCAUGCCAUGCCCCCAGGGCACGCAUCACACCCCUGCGAGUGGCGCGCCAUGUCCCCAAGACGCGCGCCAGCCCCACCCUGCCUGCUUUCCGUCCCCCUGUGCCAGAGCAUGAAGCUCUGCCACUGCUUCUUAGGGAGCUGGGUUGACCUUCUGAGGAAGGUGAGACCCUCCAGUUGUUGCUGAACUACAACUUCCUACGUCCUCGGCCACUGGUCAUGCUUGCUGGGACUGAUGGGAACUGUAGUUCAGCCACAAAAGAUUCCCCACACCUGUGUUAGGGCCAUAGCUGUCAACAUUUCCCUUUUUUUUAAAGGGAAAUUCCCUUAUUCCGAAUAGGAUUCUUCGCAAGAAAAGGGAAAAGUUGACAGCUAUGGUUAGGGCAUUGUGGCAUUCCAAAUUAAAGGUCCUCUGCUUCCCCCCAACAAGUAGAAAUCAGAGAGAAAUUAAGUUUGUGCUCCUACCUAAGUUGUACUUUCUGAAACAACACACAAAGCCAUGCUCUGAAGUGCGAAAUUCUCUGAAGUUUGCAAUGCACUUCUCUAACCAAGCAAUGUGUGUAGAAGAACACAUACUGGGGUAAAGUGUGCAUCAAAAUGCAUAUAUUUGUGAAAAUAACACUAUAUCAGGGGACAUUGGCCUGCAAAAAUAUGUAUACAGUCGUACCUUGGAAGUCGAACAGCUUAAUUCCUGAACGUUUUGGCUCCCGAACAUUGCAAACCCGGAAGUGACUGUUCCAGUUUGCGAACUAUUUUUGGAAACCGAACAUCCAGCGGGGCUUCCACAGCUUUUGAUUGGUUGCAGGAGCUUCCUGCAGCCAAUCAGAAGCUGCACUUUGGUUUUCAAAUGGAUUCCGUUCGACUUUCAAGGUACAACUGUAUUAGGCAAAACUGUAUGCAAACAUAUAUGUUAGAAGCAGGGCUUUUUUUCAGCCAGAGUUUGGCUCCAUCACCUCUCAGGUGGGUGCCACUGCCAUUGUAAGAGAACAAGGGAGAAGUUCAUGGUGAGCUUUGGCACCUCUUUUUCUAGAAAAAUAGUACUAGUUAGAAGAAAUUCACAGUAAAAUGCUGAUGAACUUUCAUGAGGACUGUUUUGUUUUUGUUUUUUUAGCCGACUGAAGAACCGAGUCUAAGAUUGGUAUUUAAAAUUGGAAAAAUAAACUGAGAGAACCUGAAAUUGUAAGGUUCGCCCAUCCUUGCCCACAACUCCCACACAGUGGGACGCCUGACAUGGAGGCUUUCUGAUACCCAUAUAGUCCAACCCUGUGAAGGGUUCAUCCUCAUUAGGUGCACCAUUUUUUGCAUGGCCUUUGAAGUCUAGUCCAUGCCCCCUCUCUUUUGACCACACCCCUAACCCCCCUUGCCCUGUGCCCUCUGGGUGCUUUUGCCUGAUCGGCAUAUGCAUUGAGCUGUGAUGUCCUCCAUGUUUCUGACUGGCCUUAACCAGAAGUUGGGCAUUUUCUGCCACUGCUCCCAAGCUGUGGAAGGAACACUCCUCCAGCAGAGAUGUGGCAGGCAUCUCUACUUUUGAUUUUUGGGAAAACUUUUUUUUUUAAAUGCCAACAGGGCUAUGUGGGUAUUUACAUUUUUGGAUGAGUAGCCAGGUGUUGCAAUCAUUUUGAUGAUCGUUUAAUGGGUUUUGAAAAAUCUUUUUUAACCAGAGCACAGGAUUGCUCCGUAAGAGGCAAUAAGGGUGAUACCUCUUUCAGGAGAUCAUGAUUAGGAAAAACGCAAAAGGAGGGCAGAAAAUCAAGGCAAGGGGCCCACGUGCUUAUUCCUUUGAACUUUGUUUCUGUUUAUGACUGCAGAAGUAAGAGAUCUUUCAAGUAUCUCAUAGAAGCAACAGGGAACUACAUGCGGACUCUCCAGCUGCAAUCUAAUACCAAACAACUAUGAUCUUGCGUGAACUUACAGGGGCAGGGAAUAUCUGUUAGUAGUUCUAGCAGUAAACUGUAACAUUUUAGCACAUUUGGGUGCUUCCAGACAACCUGAUAAGUUUACAGAGAGAGUAGAUGACAUUCGUUAUUUAAUCAGCAUUCAUUCUGAUUUGUUUGUGGGGAGGUUAGAUGAUAGUCCUCAAAACAAGUGUCAUCCCACUUUUUCCAGGACGUAUAUUCUGUCAUUUCCUUUAUUGCAAAAAGUCUGAUCAUUUUAGGGAAGCAGGUUUGUUCAGGACUUCCCAAUCAUUGCACUACCUGGAUUGGCCAGUAUGUACCGUAAUUGCAUACCACUUAAAAAUAUUGAUAAUCUGGAAGCAGCCUCACAGUUAGAGGCAAUCUGUGGCGUACGUUAGCUCCAAAGUUAGAGGAGAAACUGAUGUAAAUUCUAUAACCUGCCUCCUCGCUUCCAGGAUUUAACGUCAAUCACUUGGACAUUGCCCCCCGAUAUGCCAGCAUCCUCAUGGGGAUCUCCAAUGGCGUGGGAACUCUGUCAGGGAUGGUGUGUCCACUCAUCGUUGGAGCUAUGACCAAACACAAGGUAGGAAUCAAAGCUCCUGAAAGCAGGGGGGUUGCUUGUCCUGAGAACUUCCUGUCCCCAUAAUUUCUAACCUUCUGAUUUGGUUCUCCAAGUGCCGUUUAUGUAGCCAGAAUGGCAACAGCCACACACGGAGGAGGUCUGAGCAUGCUGCCUAACAAUAUGCUCUCUUCCUGAUGGUUGAGAGCAGUUGGGUGGGGAGGCUGAAAAACAGAUGGGGGGCAAUGGAAUGGAGCAGCUAGAAAAGGAGGACAGAGGAAGAAAUACAUUGUUGUUGUUGUUUCAUUUCAUUUCACUCACGUGGGGGUUAAGUUUCUGGGAGCUGCGCGUACAUGAAAUCAUGUAUAGUGAGAACACCAUCUAGAAAGCUUGCAAACACUCUCUAAACCUCUGGAAACUCUUGAAAAACCCUUUAAAACACUGCUUACCAGACUCCCUCCCAGUGCUUUUUUCUGGGGGGACGCAGAGGUACGCAUAACCCUAAACAUUUUGUGAAUCUAAGUUUGGCCUCAUUGAGGGACAGUAUUUCAAUAUGUGUAGGAAAAUGAGAGUACCCCUAAACAUUUUUUUAGAAAGAAAAAAAAGCACUGCUUCCUUCAAGCCUUUCUCAAACUCCAGUUCUCCACAGGUUUCAAAGGUUGGUGCAAGGGCUCCUGGGAUUGAAUUUGCAAUGGCUCCUGGGAUUGCUUGCUGCUCUUUUUGCCAUUUUUGUGAUCUUCUCGGGCCGUUUCUUGCACCACUUCCGGGUUCGAAUCGAAUUAUUUAUUUAUUUCGCAGCGCCACACAUGUACAUGGUGGCAUGCGAGUUGGUCGCACACAAGUGGGGAGUUUCCUGUAUUACUAACGCUUCGCCAGCACGUCCCAGGGCAGGGUGCAAUGUUAACAUUUAGAAUUACAAAUGCUUAAAAUGUUACAUGAAUACCAUGGAUAUACCGUUGACAUGUUAGGUAUGUUAACGUUGCUUCUGAACAUGAAUGUUUCACUUAGCUAUCAUGGCUCUUUCUCCUUCUCAGAAGCUUUGUUAGCCUUCCCCCCAGUACUAUGUUACAUUUUUAGACUGUUAUUUCCAUAUGCAGUGAUUCUUGACUGGAUUUUUCCUUCCUCAGGUUUCUCAUUUAUUGCGGUCAAUGUCCUCUUUGACCUAUAGAGCAGCACCAUUACCAGUGCAAACCCCUCGGUCCUUCCUGUAUAUUUUAUAUCUGGGGAUAAUUGUAUCCCAUUGAUUAUCCCUGCCCUACCAGAUUUCUGAUAUUCCCACAGUAUCUGUGUUCUUUUCUAAUAGCAGACACUCUAAACUCACACUUUGGUUGUUGUUUUUUAAUAAAAAAAAUGUGUAUUGAGAACAUUUUUACCCUGCCUUUCUGCCACACGCAAUAUGAGGCACUUAAGAAAAUCAAUGGAAUAUAUAAACGGGGGUUGGGCGGGGGAGGGAGAAAGAUGAAGCGGGCUGGAAGCACCAGCAGAUAACACCAAUUAAAUUGUAAGAGAGAAUAAGCAAAGAGAAAAAAGGCAAAGAGUGCAAGACUCAGAACUUGGGCAUCUUUUGGGUCCAGGACCAAAGGGGGGGGGGACCACUUUAUCCAGCAAGGUGGGCAACAAAAGGAUUGUCUGGUCAAGCAACAAUGGAGAAGAGAAGGUCCUAUCACUGUGGAGCAUGGAAAUGAUCCAUAAUGAAUUGGAAAAAAAUGUUUAAAAGAACUCCCCCCCCCAAAAAAAACCCCAGAAUCCUUUCGGUUGGGGGAUAAUUCAGACUGAAAUUCCCAGGUAUCAAAAAAGGUUAUUUAUAUAUGCCACUACUGUGGCCCAUGUUUUGUUAGCCCAAAAAUGGAAAACGAGUAAGGUCCCAACCAAAGACAAAUGGCAGCUUAAGUUAACAGAAUAUGCACAGCUUGCAGACUUAACCUAUAAAAUAAGAGAACAAGGAGAACAUACGUUUAGAGAAGAUUGGAAAACGUUUAUUGAAUAUAUGGGAAACAACUGUGUACAGCUGAAAACACCGGCAACACUGAUAAAUUCAACAGUGUAAAUAAGUUUUCAUGGGUGUAAUAAUGGAAUACUGAAUGGUAUAGUCUUUGUAAAAUACACAGGGAUUUAUGAUACGUAAUAUGAACCAUGGAAAGAGAAAAAGGGAUGUAAAAAUUCUUUCAUUCUUAAGGAUGUAAAAAUGAGUACUUUAAAUUGUAAAACAGAAAAUUUAAUUAUGAGAGAAGGCCCUAUCACAUGUCUCUGUUAAAUGGGCCUAGUCCAUUAGGGCAAAUGAGGCACUAUGGUCAAUGGUGCAAAACCGGAACGCAUGUUUUCUGAACUGCACUCCUGUGUGAGUCACAUGAUCAACAUGAGAGUGCAGCACCUAAAAACGUGCCUUUUGGGCCACUGCAAUCUUGCAUGUUUUGGGGUGCUGUACUCUCACGUCCCACAAAACAAGAUGUCCCGGACAGUUGACGGAUACUUGCCAUGAACCCUCUGGGUGGCCUACAUGGACUCCCUGGGGUCUGAGGACCAACCAUUAAGAACCACUGGAAUAAAUGAAUGAAGUACAGUGGUACCUCAGGUUAAGUACUUAAUUUGUUCCGGAGGUCCGUUCUUAACCUGAAACUGUUCUUAACCUGAAGCACCACUUUAGCUAAUGGGGCCUCCUGCUGCUGCCGCGCUGUCGGAGCACGAUUUCUGUUCUCAACCUGAAGCAAAGUUCUUAACCUGAAGCACUAUUUCUGGGUUAGUGGAGUCUGUAACCUGAAGCGUAUGUAGCCUGAGGUACCACUGUACUUUCUUCGGUUAUCCACACUGACCUCUUCCCUCUUUCAUUCCCCACAGACACGGGAGGAGUGGCAAUACGUCUUCCUCAUCGCCUCUCUAGUGCAUUAUGGGGGUGUCAUUUUCUAUGGGAUUUUCGCCUCCGGCGAGAAGCAGCCCUGGGCCGAGCCGGAAGAGAUCAACGAGGAGAAGUGCGGCUUCAUCAACGAGGAUGAACUGGCCGACGAGGAGGACGAAGUGGCCCGCAUGGCCGCAGGAGGGGGCGGGGGAGGAGGAGGCGGGGGCUACGGCGCUACCAAGAGCACCAGUUUUGCCAAUGGAGGCUGGACGGCUGACUGGGACAAGAAGGAAGAAUAUGUCCAGGAGCCUGGCAAAGAUUCGUAUAUGUAUGGCACGCCAGGAGAGCGGGACUUGUCGUAG